CUACUAUUAUUAUUUCGCGGCGUGGGGCGCGUUCGAUCAAACGACAAAAAAAAUUCCCCUCGUUACGGUCCACAGCCGCGGAACGAACCCCGUUUUUACCCCCGAACAAUGUACAAUAUUAUUUAUUUCGUCAUUUUGAGGUUAUUUUGCGGCAGUCCCGUUUUGCUUUUGGUUCGAAACAGUGCAUAAAUGUAUAUUGCAUUGUAUACAGGACCCCGCGAUACUAUAGCCCCAAUUACGUAACCUGCAAUACCGUUUUCCGUCAUAAAAUUACGAAUUUGCAAAAUCAUUUUCAAAAUUCUACCGGUAAUUAUUACUACCUACCUACCUAAUGACAGUUGCUGGAUACGAGUUUUUCGAUUUCCGGUAUGAUUUCUCAUCGUAAAUAUUAAAUAUAUUAACAUUAUUUUUCAUACGAGUAAACUAUAUUCAAAACUCAAAUGUUUCAGAAAGCGAAAAAAUCGGAAAAGGGUUCAAAAUGCAUUUUUCUUACGGAAUUGAGGCUGAUAAUUUCAAAACUACCGUCGAAAGUUAAGAUUUUAGUUGUUAUCGAUAUUCUUUAAUGCUUUUUUGUUUUUUGAAGUUUAAGUUUGAAACAUUUAAAGUUUGACGCUGAAAUACGGAUAAUCUGAGUUUUGAUAAUAGUUAAAAUGGAAUAUGUUAGUUUUCACAUUAUAUGGAUCUUGUGUUUUUUGACACGGGUUAAAUUGUAUAUCUUAACUCAAAUGGUGCAUUGGAACUUGUUAGUUUUGACACAAACCACUUUCCGAUUAAAUUUAGUCCUGUUCUUAUGCAUUUUGAAACGAACUGAUAAUUACACAAUCAGAAUCUGAGUUGCUUACUCAUGUUCUCAUUUAUUUUGUUUUUUUUAAACAUUUUUUUGAUUCUAACCUACCUAAGUAUAAAGAACCAGGAAUAUUAAUUAGCAGACUUAUUGUCAGUUGAAUUAUUUUGUCAUGUAUGAAGGAGAACACGGGGUUGAUUUUUUUAAAAUAUUUAUAGAUAUUAAUAUAGAUAAUUUGUUCGUUUGUAAAUUUAUUGAUAUUAAUAAUAUUAUUAUAAAAUAUUGAAUGGGUAAAAGCCACAAGAAGUAUAUACAUAUAUAUACUCUUCCAAUUUUAAUGUCCCCUCCCCGUUCGUAGUUGAUUUUUUUAAGUACAAAAUACACUUACCAAAACGGAAUAAAUAUUUUUCCAUCGUUGUGUAUAAUAAUAAUAAUUACGGUGCGCUGCGAUAGCGUGUCGUAUACACGUGUGUGCUCCGCGGGCAAAAGUUUCACGUUUAUAAAUAACGAUAGUUAUAGCGUUAUAUAGUUUGCGUAGGCGUAUAAUAUUCAAGACAAUUGGCACAUUUGUUAAAAACUUAGUUGAAAAAAUAAAAUAAACAAAUGUUGAAUAGUCGAAAUUCGCACUCGGUUCGUGCGCGGGCAAUAUGGCCACUUAUUUUUUCACUUGCAUGCAGACGAAAAUAUUAAAUAGGUACACACAUUACGUUUGUAGUCUGCAGCAGUAUUCGAAGGUUUUAAAUAUUCUCCUUUGUUUACGUACACACGUGUAAUGGAUACGUUCUAAACGCCCGUGUGUUUAAAAAAAGUUUUAAAUACCAACGUAAACAAACAAAAAAAAAAAGUUUUAGUAAAAAGAUUAACUUUGUAAGUGUAGGCGCGUAUUAUUAUACCCGCCUACACAUACUAUUUUCGAUUCAAAUACAUUCGUAUGUUUACUAUAUUAUAAUCUAUAAAUUAAUUAUAAUACUGUUCGAAACUGUAAUAUUUAACAGACAACUCGUAUGAUAAGAUGUUUACGUACGAGCGAUAUUUUUAAAAAUAUAUCCAUGGAUUUAAUUUUUUCGUACCGUCGUUCGAUAUUAUUUCGUUUUAACAAAACGGGUAAACGCGAACCGAGUCCCCCGGGACAUUCAAUUUUUACCCAGUCUCCCCUUUCCAAAUUUCCCGCGUAAUAUUAUUUUGCGUGUAGGCAGGAAUCCCCGAACCAGAUUGGAACCAUAAUUAUUUUUAUGUUUUCAUACGGUUUAUGCGCGAAACCAUCCCGCGGUAGCGUAUUAUUAAUUAUUAUCGAUAAUAUUAUACUUUGCAAAUCGAAUUGAAAACCGUAAUUUCUUAUAGCUAAUUUUCAUUAAAAAUAAGCGGUUUUUAAUUUAUAUUAUUCUAAUGUCUUUAUGUGUAUGGCAGAUAUGAGAGAGAAGGAGAGCUGCUCUUCGGUCGUUCAUCGUUGGUUCAUAUUUUUCAAUCAGACUUGGAGAAUCGCCAAUCCAAUUUUGCCAAAAGAUAAAUUCUGCUUUUUUAUUGAUUGAAAUUUGCCAGAAACUCGUCUAUGAUUGUACAAAUUUAAGGUAAGUUGUUUUACGCUAUACUUUAUAAUCGUGUUUCGAAUUUAAAAACAAAAUAGUCCCAAAAAUAAUGUGAAUAUAUUUUUUUCCGUCUUAAGCCUUCAUAAUGUUUACUAUGUUAAUUUACGUGUAUAAGUAUAUAUAAGAUACUGUAAGUUUAAUAUUCACCUGAUAAGGACUUGAUUCGUAGGGAUGACGAUGCUAAAUUUCCAAAAUCCCCACUGAUCUAGUCAAUAUCAAUUAUACUUAAUACAUUAUAAAUGACUGCCUAAUUAUUUUCAUGUCGGUAUUUUUAAAUUUAAUGCACUUAAUUAAUACUUAAACAAAAUCCCGCUAUUGAUAAACACUGUAUGUAUAUUUUUUUUUCAUACAGAGUAAUUUUUUUAUUACGAACCGGAAAUUUUCUUGGAGGAUUUCAAGUGAAUAUGAUUUCUGUUUUUUUAGUGAUUUAGGGAAUCAUUUAAGCUUUAUUUUGAAACUGUGUGAGUUUUUCUUGUGGGGAUAUAUACAUUAAGUUACUAGUUUACCAGAAUAAAGAAGGCACGGAACGACUUGGACCUUAAAUAAGAAAUUUGAUAUGUCCUCGACGAAUUUGAUGGGGCAGUGUGUGAUCGGGUGAUGGUAAAUUUGAUGGAAAAAAUAAUAGUCUGUAGGGCUAGUGUAGGGGGGUUCAUAUGCCCGAUAUUGUUUUUUGCGUUUAAAUCUAAACUUUUGCUUAAGAGAAUGAUAGGUUUUUUAUGUUUUUAAUGAGAAAUAAAUUUGUUUUUUAGUAGUUUAAAACCAGAAGUUCUUUUUGAAACUCGUUUUAUUAAUCUUAUACACGCAAUAAAUUACCUGGUUACAUGCUCUUUCUCUAAACGUUUGACAUACCUUUAUAUAUAUAUACAUACAUUACAUAUUAUACCGUUUGUUAACUAUGUUAUUACACGCAUGGCGAAUAAAAAAUAUAAUGAAAGUCAGUUUAUUUCGGUAAGUGGGUACCUAUAAAAAUUUAAUGUUUUAUUUUGUUUUGGUUGUUUUUUUUAAACGAUAUUAUAUAGUACAGACGCUCUGUAUUUGAAAGAAAUUGACAAGUUCUAGGCAUUUGAUUACAGUUUCAGCAUACGUGUAUCCUUUGAAUAUAAUAAUGUAAGACUGAUGGUUUACAAUAUUAUUCAGAAUAAUAAUAUUUGGAUACUAUUAUUUCGUUUUCGUUUUUGUAAACAGCAUAUUAAAUAGAACCAACACGAGAACACUGCCAUAUAAUACGAGUGUUACAGAAAAUGCUCGUUCGCUAUUGAAAUAUUCGCUGCACCCCUCGUCUGUUGCAUACACUACACGCAUACACACACACACACACAUACGUAUACACAUAUAUAAAGAGGGUGAUUUUUUUUUAUCAUAAAUCAGCAAUUAUCUCAAAGAAUUUUAAGUGAAUUUGAUUUCUAUUUUUUUUAAUUAUUUUGGAAUCGUUUAAGGUUUAUUUUAAAACCAUUUUUAAUUUUUACUCCCACUCCAUAUACCUUAAAUAAGUGCAAACUUUUGAUUUUCAAAUAUUAAACCCUCCCCCCCUUUUGAACACAAAUUUGAAUAGAGAAUAUUUGUCUAAAAGUUUUGAUAUGCAUAACACUAAUAUCAGAUUUACCGUUUAUGAGUUAUAACAGUUUAAAGUUUAGACCGGAGGAGUAGGGAAGUGUCAUAGAUGGGCAAUUUAUUACACAGAUAACAUUAUAUAGAUCUGUAUUCAAAAGUAUGCAUCUAUUUAAGGUACAUGGAGUAGAGGUAAACAAUUAAAAAUGGUUUUUAAAUAAAGCUUAAACGAUUCCAUAAUGAUUAGAAAAAACAAAAUCAAAUUCACUUAAAAUCUUUUGAGAUAAUUGCUGGUUAAUGGUAAAGAAAUUACCUUGUAUAUUAUAUAUGUAUAUAUAAAAAACUAUACUUAUUUUUGAUUUUUAUUCUCUUUAUGGUGACAAUUGGGGAAAAAGUACUUUAGGUGUAUAAUAUAUUAUGUUAAAUGCAAGCUACGUGAUGGGAUACAAACAUACACCCACCCUAAAUCACGGUCUAACGAACGUCUAGAGUUGAAAACAAUUCCCAAUAGUAUAAUAUGAUGCGUUUGUAGAACAUACGUGCCCCCUCUCACCCUCAUUAACUAUUAAUCGACUGAAUUGCUGAAUUAUUUUAGAAAGAUUCAAAACAAACUAUCAUAUCCACAACCAAACAACAAUCUCUCAUAGAAUAUCUACCUUAGUAUUUGUCUUACUUCGUAAGAAAAACUAUUGCUAACAAAAAACGAUUUUACUGUUUUUCCUACGUUUUUCCGGUUUUCUUCACUAAUUAUAAAAACUCCUAAGAAAAUCAAAAAAUAACCUCCUCAAAGUACCACCCCAGUCAGAUUUCCAUUCAGAAAAAGUGCUACACUUAAAAAUCGAAGGAUAAUUUCUGGUAGACGUUUUGUACACGGUAUAAAAAAAUUAAAAAUAAAACAUCAUUGUAAAACCAAUACAUUACUAACAUGCAUUUCUACAAUACCAACAAUUGAUAAGUCCUUCUUGCCUAGGGUCAAAGAAUUAUGUCCGAUGCGUACACAUUGUCAAGUUAUCGUAGCCGGAUAUUCUUUAUAUUUUAUAUUUCCGUAGACGUAUAUGUAUAAAAUAUAAAUAAUAUUUGGACAAUAUCUAAGUGUAAUUGAAUACGGUUCAUUUCAUAAACAAAUAUAGAUCCAUUUAAGCGUGUUAGGGUGUUACCGAAAAAUUAACUAUUACAUAAAAUGUUCGAAAAUACGCACGAAAACUCCAAUUACAGUAAUUUGACUACGUAAUGCUAAUGUGAAAUGUAAAAAUUAAAAUACAUGAUGUAGGUGCAAAUAUAUUAUCAUAUUAUAGAAUAAAAUACUAAGAAAAGUUGUUCAUAGAUAAGACAAAUAAAAUAAACAUAAUGCUAUAUACAUCAUACAUGGUGUUAAUGUAAUUUUAAUAACUUGUAAUUAUAUUCAUGUGUGGUGCAAGCUUAUUAUUUUAAAUAAAUAAAUCAUUGUAAAACCAAUACAUUCGUCACUGCCCUCAUAAUCUAAAAACAAAUUUGAAAAUAUUAAAAGCAUUAUUAUUUCCGUUAACUUUUCCGUUUUUUUUUUACGUUUUCCCAAUUAUGAAGAAAACGACAAAAGACGCCCUUCUUUAUACGCACUAAACAAUAUUUUCUUUUCAAAAAAUAUGCUAUGAUUGUAAUUCGAAGCAAGAUUUCUUAUAGAAAAAUAUAAUUUAAAAAAUGAAAAAUGUUUAUUUUCUUUUUUUUAUCCCUUCGAAAUUUGUGUUCAGUGGUUCAAAAAAAAAUGUUCAAACUUAAUAUUAUAUAUUUUUUAUGCCUAUUUAAAAUUAAAAUUGUUGACAAAAAUCUUAAAAAUUACGGUUUUUUAUUAAAAAUACCAGGUAAUUCAUUUAAGUGGGUACAUUCAUUAUCUUGGAAAGUAUUAACAUUUUCCCGAAUUUGUUUUCUAGAAUAUUAAAGAAAUAAGCUCCUCUAUAAUUGUAUACUAAUGUUAUUUUUUGCCACCCAUAUUUCGGGGGGUAAAACCACUAUACCUAAUUUUGAUUUUCAAAUGGCAACCUAUAUUAAAAAUUCCAUAAAUAGAUGGAGUAUUUGUUGAAAUAAAUUUGAGUGAUGAAAUUUUUGAUUUCCGUUGAUCCGUUGACGAGAUAUUUCACUUUUAAGUUUGGGUUGGAAGAGAGUAGUGGAGUGUCAUUUGUGUAGCGGUGCGGCGUGCAAUGUGUUAUUAAUGCACCACUACUCUCCUCCAAACUAAAAUUAAAAGUGGAAUAUCUCAUCAACAACUUGAUAGAAAUAAAAAAUGUUAACACUCAAUUUAUUUUAACUAACACUCCAUCUAUUUAUGGAAGUGUUAAUAUAAGUUGCUAUAAGAAAAUCAAAAUUAGGUAGUUGUUUUACCCCAAAAAAUAACAUAAAUAUAAAAUUGUAGAUCUAGUUGUUUCUUAAAUUUUCUAGAAAACAGAUUCCGAAGAAAGUUAAUUUUUCCGAGAUAAUGAGUGUACCCGCUGUAAUGAAUCACCUGGUAUGUAUAGUUGAACAUUGCUUAGAAUCGUUUUUCAUUAGCAACGGCUUACCGAUUAGCCUACAGAUACUUUAUAUAGGUACUUAACGUAACUUUAUGUAUCCUACCUCCUACCAUAAUAUGUUUGGGGGGCUAGGCUCCUAGACCCCCUGAUAUAUACUUAUAUAUAUAAUAUAUGCGAUGGUUGGCAAGUUAAUAAAAAUAAUUAAUUGAUUAAGUUAAGUUAAUUAAAUCAAUAAAGUCGUCAGUUAAACGUUAAAAUUUAACAAAGAAAUAAUUUAACACAGUUAAAAAGUUAUUUUUCGUUGUAAAAAAUCAACAUUAAAAGUAUUCAGUAUUAAAUCAUAAUUAUUUAUAUUUGUUUUCAUUUAUGUAGUUAAAAAUAAACUAAAUCAAACUAUUUUAGCAAACACUAAAUAGUAAUCCAAAAAUCGCAGUAUUGAGAACAACUAAUUAUUACAACUGAAUUUCAAAAAAAAAUCAUUUGUCUUUAACUCGUUAACAUAAAUGUAUUUUAAUUGAAUAUUAACUGUAAAAAGUUAAAUUAAAUAAGUUUAAAAAGUUAAAUAAAAAUAAUUAUUAUUAUUUAACUUUAACUUUUUAACUAGUUUAUGCCUAUUAUUACACCUAUAUAUUCAUAAUAUAUAGGUGUAGUAUAUGUAGUAUAAUAUAUUAUACUACAUAUAAUCGCUGAGCACAUAGCGAAAAGAAUAUAAUGCUUGAUUAAUUAUUAUAAUAAUUAUAUAUAUUUAAUAAUUAUAACAAUAAAUUUUUUUGGUAUAUAAUAUAGAAAACAUGUAUAAAUAUAAUUAAUAAAUAACACUUAGAUAUUAUAUAAUAUAUGAUAUUAUUAAAACAAAAUAUUUAAUAUGUGUAUACAUCACGUAUUAUAAGGAGAAAACGAAAAAAAAAAUAAAAAUAAUAAUAAUUACACGAGUAGAUACAUGUAUAUAUUUAUAAUAUUAUAAUUAUAAUUUAAAAAAUAUAUACUUAUAAUAUUAUAUUAUUAUAAAUACAUAGUAUAUACUCGUAUAUUUAUGUGGUGGUUUGUAUUAAAUUAAAAUAGAUACUUCAAAAAUCCUAAUAAAAAUACAAUAGCUAACGUUUUGUAGUAUAGAUAUAGCAUAUUAUCUGGUCACAUCGAAUUUUAACGAAUGUUGUUAGAUUUAAAGAGAUAUAGAAAAACAUCAUUAAUAUUUAUAAAUAUAUCAACAAUUUCUGUCUCUUAAGAUCAAAUCCGCAUUGCUGGGCGUCAAAAGGAAUUCAAAUUCGGUGUUCAGUUGUCCAUCGAAGUCGAUGUGAAAUUGUUUGACCAUCUACGUAAAAAGAGCAAAAAUUGUUUGAAUUAAUAUGACGCAGGUUCGUUCGUUUAUUUGAUAUUAAAGGUGCUAAGCUACGUACUUUUGCCAAGACGAUCUGUAGCUCCAAUUCGACGAAACGUUUGCCCGGACACAUCCUUUUUCCGCAUCCGAACGGCACUACGAGAAACGGUGACUUUCUCGUUAACUCGUCCAACCACCUUUCAGGUUUGUACGAGGAUGCAUCAACGAAAUUAUUGUCGUCCAAACACGCCAACCACGUAUGCAGCAAAACAACACUCUUCAUAUAAGAAAAAUAAAAUAAUAAUAAUAAUAAUAAUUCGUACAAGUUUAAAGAAGAAUUCUAAGGAGCAUAUAUGGAUCAAAAAUGUGGAAUUACGACAGUAGUUAUUUAAAGAACCGGAUAAAAAAUCAGUCUUAAGAAUGCAGAAACGUGACCAGCUAGGUUACAUAUCAUAGAGAUCUAAUAAAAUAACGAAAUGAAUUAUAAAAGGUAAACCAGAUGGCAAAAUACCACAUUUUCUUUUUAGAAAUGUAGCGAUGUGGUAGUGUACUAUAUUGUCUAUAUUCAAAGUAAUGCUUUCCAUCUACUGAUAUAAUAAUAGUGUUUUGUUAUACCGUCAAAUGCUAUCGGAAGUUUACAAUGAACUCUCCCCCUUAUUAAUUGGAGGUGUAACAGUCUCUAUAUUUCCACACUUCCAUUAUAGGAUAGUCGCCACUGAGUGUGAUUAUAAUACUAAUAAAAUAUAAUAACUUAAUAUAAUAUUACCCCUGUUGGCAAUUGAUAAUUUUCGUAUUCGAAAUCGGAUUCCAACACUCUUGCGAUACACGGAGCCGUGGGCAAAAGUCUAUAAAUAUAUAUAAAUGUAGGACACGAAAACACAAUAAAUUGAUAAGUAUUUUCAGGAAAAUAACUGAUGGCCGUCAAUAACGCGGGGUGUUUAUACCUGUGAGCUUCGGUUAUACAGGCAUGCAAAUACGUGGCAUUAUGCAAAUGUUCGGCCGUUAUUGCUGUACCCGCCGGAGCUAGUCGCAACACUUCGUUAUAUAUUUUUUCCUGGACGUCCGGAUGUUUGGCCACCAAAUACAACAAAAAAACCAGUGUGUUUCCCAGCUGCGAUAUACAUGUACGUGAGGAUGAAAAAAACAACAAAAAAGAAACAAUAAACGAUGGAGCUAUUAGUUUGUUUAUAACAACGACGACGACGACGCGACGUGUAAAUAUAGUUUCCUUUCGGGAAAACCGCAUUUUUUUCUGAAGGGAGUAACAAAUUGCAGUGGAUGGUUGGUGUGUAUAAAAAAAGUAUCUCGAGAUUGUAAAAUAAUCCGUGUUCGUGAAUUACCGCACAAAAUUGCACAUAUUUUGUUUUUUAAUAGUCGUAUACUUGUAUACAGAGUGUGUAUUUAUACUUUUUUGCCUUCUACCCCCUCAGUAUUUAUGGAAUUUAACUUACGUUUUUUUUUUGUUUUACUGGUGUUUAUCUAUUGGUCGGUAGACGUGAUGAAAUAAUAAAUAUCUAAUCACAUUAUAUUAUAAUAGCGUACAAAAACCUAAAAUAAAUAGGUCUACAAUAUUAUAUCGUACGGUUUUAAUUCCAGCGGCGAUGUAGUCGAUGAUCGCGGCUUUCUUGUCCCGGUUGUCCAGUCCGGGAGCUUGCAGUAUGGAUACGAAAACACUGCGCACGUCUGUGCAGGACAGCUGCUCAUCUAUUAGCGCUGAGUCGACGAUUUCGGAUACGAUGCUAAAGUGAAACACCGUUAGAAAUCGAAACGUUUACUCAUUUCGUUUAUUUAACGGUUUUUUAGAAGUUGUACUUGCUCGUAUAGGGCGUCCUCGCUCGCUACGAAGUCCUUGUACGCUCUCGUCGGGAACAGUUUCCACAAAGGAAGUCCGUAGAACGCUUCCUGCGACGCGCGAAAUUGGCUCGUUACCGAGUCUGCCAGCCGCGUGGCUGUGUCGCUGACCUCUCCAUCUAGAAACCCGAAUCUCUUGCCCAAAAUCAGCGUACAUGUACCUGCCGAUUAAUAAAAAUAUAGGUAUAAUACGAUUAAUAUUUAAAAUUAACGUGAUGAAAUCUAAUUUUUUAGUUUGUAAUGCUGUGUGACUAUAAGCCCGCAUUAAGGAUUCAAGGGUUCAAGGGGGAAAUCGCUAACACGUUUACAUUAAUUUUCAACAAUAAUUGUGGAUCACAAUUAUUCAAAUAAAAUCAAUUGUAUUUGUUAUUCCUUUUUUCAGUAGUCUAACAAACAUAUUUCAUGACUUUAAACCGUUUUAAUUUGUUCGAUUCUUAUACAAGGUUUCCCGUAACUUUGAGUAGAUUUAUCAAAUAAUACUUGUUUCGUUUGUUGUAACUAAUUCAAUGAAAAAAAUAUUGAUUACUGUUAAAUACUUAAAUGUAACUAUGAUUUAAAUUCGCAACACACAACCAUUAAAUUAUUCCAUUGUGUAAUACUAAAUAUUCAAACCAUUUUCCAGCUUAGUAUUCUACAUUAAUCAUAAUAUGAGAACGUUGAAAUAUUAUUGAUGGAAGCAUAACUUUCGACUAUUGGUGAAAAACUAUAUGGAUAUAAAUUAAAUUUCUCCUCUACUACCUUCCCGACUGCUUGUCUACAACAGUAGACCAACGUGCAAAGUGUAUCCGUCUUUUUUCCUCUGAACUUAAAAUCACGAAUUUAAUGAAAAUAAGUUGAUACAUUAGCAUUUUCUGAAUAAUAAACAGUUUACUCUAUAUAAUAGCUAUUUUUAAAUUUUUCAAAAAUAACAAAAUAAAGUUAUUUUUUAAGUUUUUUAACAAAAACAUAAAAUUAAUUGGAAUAUUAACAUUUAUAGUCUUAAACCCUGUGAAUAAUAUAAAAAAAACAGAAUUUUAUUAUGUUUAUUAUCUCCAGAGAUAUUACAAUGGGUAUAUAAUAAUAAUAAUAAUAUCUCCAUGGGACAUCUUGUAUAUAAUUUGUUUUUUGUUCAUUAAACUGACAAUUUCAUUUUCUAUUUGUAUCAACACUAACCAUCUAAAAUUCAUAACAUUGUCGUUCGAAAAAUGACUUCUAACUAACGAGAGUCUUUACGUUUAAAGUACUUUUGGCAUGAUUAUAUGUCAAUUAAAAAUAAUAUCGGUUGAUAAAAAUGAUUGAUUAAUUUUGCCCAGGUUCAAAAAUUGUAUACAAGUACUUUUUAUAGGUGAUAUAAUUCAAUUUCCUGAUGUAUUUUGUAAUUAUAUUAUACUAUAAUAUCGUUGAUUCGACGUGUAAUAAUACAUUUAUCAUCAGGCAGAUGUUUUAUUUUUUUAUCGUGACAUUUUUUAUACUAAAUAAAUGAUUUCACACGUACUUUCCAACCCCAUUCGGUUACAGUACGAUUCGAAUCCUUUUACUACGUUGUUGCCGUCUCUCGCCAAGCCGAUCAGAGUAUUGAAAUCGUCCGCCAAUUGGUUUACUUCCGGUAAGAAACGUCGAAUUGUCCUAGGACUAGUAAGUUCCGGAGUUAGUUUGUUCCUCAAUUUGGCCCAUACUUCACCUUGUCUGAAAUACGGUAAUUGCAUUUGAACAGAUAAUUGAAAGAACCCAGUAAUACAGGUUGUGUACUAUAACAAUAAUAUAUAAUAAGUAGGGUCUGGAUUUAAUGCACUAAAAAUCAUCGUAGAAUACUCUAAAAAAAGCUAAAAAUGUCUUUAAAAAAUAGCAUAUCAUUUUUUAAAUUUAUUAUUUUAUUGGGUAAAUUAUAAUACUUUUAUUUUAUUUAAAAAAACAACAGCAAAUUGAAAAAUUUGACUUGUGACUAUAGCGACGAUAGUAUUAAUUGAGGAGCUGUUUGGACUGAUUGACUGAAAAAACUGAACAGUAUGAGUAAUAUUUUGAAUAAGCUAAAUUUAAAUUAUUAAAUCAUAUCAUAGAUUAAAUAUAUGAAGCAUGGUAUAUAGUAUUGUAUAUAAAUAUAUAAUAAUAAUAAAAAAAAGAUAAAAAUGUUCUAAAAAUGAAAUAACAUUGAAAAAUGCAAAAUAAAAGUUUUUCACCUUUGAAGUCUGUCACAUGAAUCAAAUUAUAUAUUUGGAAAGCAUUGUAUAAUAUCACUCAAAAAAAGAUGCAUUUUUCAUUGAAAUCCGGGCCCUAGUUAUAGGUAAUAUCAUAAAUAAAACUAAAACUAACAUCACAACAAAUUAAUACGAAAAAUAUAUAGUUUUAAAAUCAGAAAAUGAUUACUUAUUGGCUGGAUAUAUAAAGGAAGGGGACUUCAUUAUUUCAUACCUUAUGGUGCAAAUAAUAGAGAAAAAUCAGAGUCAUUAGAAGCAGAGAAUGGAAUUAAGAUAAAGGGAUGCGAGAGCGUUCAUUAUAAAUAGAUAUAUGUGCAGAAGUUUUAUUAAUGAUAAUAAGAGAAAAGGACAAUCGACAUAACGAAAUAAUACACAUUAGAAAAUAAAAUAAAAAUGUUUUACAAAAUAAAUAAUUAUGUAAUACAAGUAUGAGUAUUAUUUGUAUUCAGCUGAAUAAGUAAUACAAAUGUGCAAUGAAUAUUAUCUUAUAAGUAAUAAUUUAUUAAUGCUAAAUCGUUAGUACAAUUUUUAAUUCGAAGCGGAUCGAGGGAUGUAUUGGUUUUUCUAUGUUUUAAUAUGAAUUUUAAUUUUAAUUUAAAAAUUCAUAUGACACGAGAUCUUUUUUAUUGCAUUUUGUAUCUAGUUACUGCGAAAGUAGGUUAAGUAUGUUUUCAUAAUAAUUAGGGAAAACCAGGAAAAGACAAAUGUAUGUUUUCUAUCGAAAAUGUUGCUUCAAUAAAAAAUGACAAGAGAGGUUUUUUGUUGCAUUUUUAAUUUAAUUGGUCAAUACAGAAGUCGUUUUUGACUUUCAGUGUAGUUUUCGUAAUUCCUGAGCAAAACUAGAAAAAACGUAGAAAUAACGGGAAAGAUUUUUUUUUGUUGCAAUUUAGUUUAAAAUAAUCGAAGAAACUUUAAAUUUUGACAGAAAAUGUAUUUAUGCUUUUUCUAAACGUGUCAAAAUGUUCAAAAUCUUCUGAAAAUAUUUUUGAGCUAUUUAUAAGCAUAAAAUGUUUGUUAUGAGUUUUUUUAUGUAGAUUUAACUUGAUAGUUACUAUGUGUGACCAAACAGAAAUGCUUGAAAAUUUAACAGGUUCAUUAUAAAUUGAACUUAGCGAUGAAAAAAAGUUGAGCGUAAUGAAUUUUUUUUUUUAUAUAAUCAUUUUAAGAUCAAGUUUUCAUAAAAAUCAUAAAUAUUCAAAGGUUCAAAUCAUGUAUAAACAAACUUCGCUCAGAUUCGCUCGCUUCAGUUUUUCGUUCGCGAUGGUUUUUCCAUUGCUUACAGGUUUAAUAAUUUAAUAACUUUUUGAAUCCUUCCCACAUAACUUCCCACAUACAACAAUGGCGCACCUAUAGCAGUAUCAGCUCUUCUUUUGUUUUUUUAAAUUUAACAUGACCAAUGGGGAGGAUCGAAGCCCCUUUAGGUCUUUCCUGGGUACAUCACUGAUAAUAGAUUAUAAUAAAAUAUAAUUGAGAAUUAUAAAAUUAGAACAGAUUUAAAGGUCAAUGGGGGCGGACAUGACAUCCACAUCCCUCCCUAUCGUAAACACGCCUUUGCUACCCUUGUGUCAAAUUUUUAACUAUUUUUAUUUUAAUUAUUAUUAAUGAACAAGUAUUAUCAUCAUUGUGGAAUGUAAAUUAUAUACAGUAUAUUAUUUAGUUUUUUUUUUUAAAAAAAUAUCAUCUAAAAUAUUAUAUCUGUAGCACGUUAUUUAUUUUGUACACAUAAUUGCACAAAAUAUAAUUGCCACACCGUUAAAUUCAAAUUUUAUAAAGCACUCGUAACGUAAUCAUUUUUUUUUCACAUACUACAAAUGUUCAAGAACCCUCUUCUUAUGCAAUUAUGUUGUAUUUUAAUCCCGAAUAGGCUUAAUAAUAUUAUAAUAAGUACUGCAGUGUAUUCGAAUUACACAAACAAAAUAUAAUUAUUCAUAAUAUUAUCCUUCUAUAAGUACUCGUACUCACUCGUUAACGAGCCCGGUGUUAGUGUAGCGAUCUGGCCUGGAUUUUCUGUAGUUGGCCGUUACUUCAUUCGGGGGUCGGAUGGGAUAUUUUCCACUGUGCCUGAGUACCCGUUCAAUAAAAUCUCGGUCUUUGACACUGAUAAUUGGUAUAUUCCACAAUGCUUCUUCACGAAUUAUAUUUCCGUACCGGAUGAACAUGUCUGUGUAAGUAUUAACAGAUUAUGAAUAAUCCAAUAUUUACAUAAUAUCCAAAUAUUUAGGUACAGUCAUAGACGAUUAAUCCGUAUAUAAGGUGAUCUGCAAUAAGAUCACGGUAAGACAUUCGUUAUCUCGAAAAGUAUUUAUUAUUUUUUUUAAAUAAUUUAAAAAUAAGCAGCUCAAAAAUAUUACAUUAACAUUAUUAUUGAUCAUUCUUAAGAAUGAAACAACUAAUCAACUUUUGAUUUUAAAAUAACAACCUAUAUUAAAAAUUGCAUAAAUAGCUGGCGUGUUAGUUUAAAUACAUUUCGGUGAUGAAAUGUUUGAUCUUCCGUUGACAAGAUAUUACACUUUUAUGUUUAGGUAGGGGGAGAGUAGUUUGGAUUCAAUUUUUCGAGUGGAUUGAAAUAUAUUAAUAAUGGUUUGUAUUUUAAAUAUAAUGUCUUAGAAAUUGGAAUUGAUUGCCUGUGUAUAGUAAUGAAAGAAAAUAUACUAUUUAUUUACUUAUAGAGAGGGACUAUUAAACCCGUAUCAACUAAAUUAAGUAUGGAUAACUAUUUUUUGUUAUCACUGUGUGACUAAACUAAUCCAUAAAUAAAAAACAACAAAAUUAUUUACCUUUGUACGCCAAAUGUACCGCAUUCAGUUUGUAUAAACAGAAUUUCCAAUAGAUCCAUCUUGUACCGAAUAUAGGCAAGGACCUUGGCCCUGGAAUAUCUGCCAAGGUUUUACAUGUUUUCGGUUGAGCGUCUGAAACGAAAUCAAAGCAGUAAUACUAUUAUAAUUUUAUAUACGUCAUUGAUUACCCAUCAAGGUUUAACUUGGCCUUGAGAUAACAAAACCUAUCAAUUACAAAGAAAUUGACUAAGGUUCUAUAUGCCCAACAUUCAAAAGAUCAAGAAUAUUAAUUUAAAACCAAUUCCAUUGUGUUUUCGUCUGGUUGACCAAAUGACAUUAUUACUAUAUCGUCUUCUUCUCGGCAUUCGUUUUAGUGUAUAACCUUUACCAUUUUAUCUAUAGGUAAACUAAAUUACUCGAUAACUAUAUAAUAUAUCUGGGUACCUAUACAUAUAAUAUAUACAUUUUAUAACACAUAAUUAUAUAUAUAUACAUUAUAUCUGUUAAAUGUUGUUAUAAACAAUAUUUAAUAUUAUUUUCAAUAAUAUGAUAUAUUAUACGUCAUUGAAAUAUAAUUAACAAAUAACAUAUUAGAUACAAUAUUAUGCAAAUAAUUGUAUUAACAUAUAUUAAUAUAUAUAGCAACGUGCAGAUAAAUAAUUCAAGAAUUACUUAGAUAGGUACCUAUAUUACAAUGAAACAUUGGAAUGUAUGUAUAUUCUACAUAGGUAGAAUUAUGGAAUAUUUUUUUUUUUAUGUAUCAUAUUUUAAAAUAAUAAAUUAAUGUAAUUAUUUAAAAAAAAAAACCAUAAGUAUACUAUAUUACAAAUAAGGAAAUUAGGAUGACGUUCGAAUAGCGUAGGCCUUUAUUCACUUAUUGUUAUGUGUUAGGUAUUUACCGUUAGAAGAAAAAAAAUAUGUAUAAGGAGGUAUUCUUCAACGUUCCGGUAAUACGUCAAUAUUAUAGUAACAAAUUAUUCAUGGUUGAGAAAAUCGAACACGUAGGAUAGUACGAAAAUAUUCUUCGACCUGAUGCCUAUACUGUGUAAAUGUCAAGUUUAUGGAAUUUACGUGUACGCACAUAAUGCUAACAAUUACGGUAAUAGUACCGUUAUAACGGGCUUAAAACAGUAUUCAUUGCAAACCACUAAAAAUACUUUUUCAACCAGAAAAACCACGGUAUUAGGCACAUAGAUAUCAGCAAAUAAUUAAAAAACUUAUAAAAUAUUAAAAAAAAGAGCUGAUACUGAGAAUGAGAGUGGCCACUGUUGUAGUUGAGAAGUUGGGAAGGUAGGAUACAUAAGGUUAUUUUAUUCAUAUCUAUAAGUAACGAUAAACCAUUGCUUAAUGAAAGAUGAUUCCAAACGCAGUUCGGUAAUACAUAAUUUUUAAGAUUUUGUUUAAAUUUGAUUUCUAAACGCUUAUUUUUAAAAAAAAAGUCAUCAUGUGAUUUUGGAAAUUUUACCACUUUUAGGUAAGUUCAAUAUAAGUAUUAUUACCAAAUUUCAUGUACCUACGUGUAUUUAUUACCGAAUUACAGCAAAAAACUCCCAAAAAUUAAAAUUCAUUAAAAGAUCAAAAGUGGCUCAAAAGUUUUGACAAUGAUACCGUAAGAAAGUUUAUCAAAAAGGUAUUUUGUGAUUUUUCGAUUAAAUCAAUUUUUCUGAUAGAAAACGUGUUUUUAUAAAAUAAUGAAAUCAUAAAAUUGUACGUUUUCCUACGUUUUCUCUUACUAAGUGCUUUUAUUUCAAAAAUAGCAUAUAAAAUCAAAAAAUGACAUGUUAAAGGUACCAUUUAGAUAACUUGAGCUUUCAGAAAAGUUGCUACACGUAAAAAUCAGAACAAGUUUACUAGGAAAAGACGUGUCCAUAGACUAGAAGAAAAAAAAUAAACAACCAAUAGUUCCCUCGUCAUCUAAAAUGAAAGAUGUUAAAAUUAAACAUAAGGAUCAUCAUAGUGUUUUUCUUAUUGGUAAAAAAAUAAAAAAUAAAAAGUUGAGCGUAAUUAAUUAGGUCUUUUUUUUAUUUACGAAAAUCGUAAAAAUUGUACAAAAUGAGGCAUUUUAUAAUAUAUGUAUAACUGAACUUCGUCCAAAUUUGUUUUUCGUUAGCAAUGAUUUAUCGUUGUAGACAGAACCUCAUCUAUCCUAACUUCCUAACUUUCGACCUACAACAAUUCCAUCACACCCAUUAGCAGUAUCAGCUUUUUUUGUUUUUUAACUUAAUUUAAUGUAGAUAUAUGUAUAUACAUAUUUAUUAACUUUGUAAUGCGUAAACAUCCUAACUCUUGUAAUAAUUUACAAGACUUUUUACUUUUAUUUAGUUUGGCCGAAAGUCUUAUUAAUAUAUAGAGACUUACUCAGAAAUUAAAGUGCUUCAAAACCUAAAUUGAACAAUAUUAUGAAUAAACAACUAAAUGCAUAAUACUAUGGAAUUGAAUUAUUUAAGCAAUGAGUAUACACGAGUUUUAAACAUUAUAUUUUAAAUUAGUCAUUUUUCUGGGUCGUUAUACAAAAGGCAACUAUAUAAACUUUAAGAAUUUUGAAGGUUUCAGUUUUAUUUUCAAGAUUUUUUAAACUUGUCAAUUUCAUAAUAUAGCUCCUUAAAUUUUUAACCAAAAAUUAAUGAAGUCUCAUUUUAUAAUACCUAUAAGUUUCUUAAAAAAAAUAAAUAAAUAAAUAAUAAAGCAUUAAAAUUUUUAUGAAAAUAAUAAUAAUUGCAGCAUUUAGAAAUACGUUCAACCGAAUAUACUCAGAUUAGUUUUAUAUUGGAAAUUAUAUUAUUAAAUUAUUCUAUAUAUUAUCGAACCUUCCCAACUGCCCAUUUACUUUAUAUACUCAUUACGAGUGCUAUAGCUAUUUUAUAAACAAUGUACAUUAUACAGGGCGUGUCCCACGAAGAUUUAACCACUGCUAUAUCUCUUGAUAUAAUAAAGAUAAUAAAACUUUACUUUUUUUUACAUUACUCGCGUGAAUAUUUAUAUUUGAAUUAAAUUUUGGUAACACAACUAAAAAAAAAAAUGUUUAUUUUAUUAUUUUCGACAAAUUUGAAGAUAGUCAUGUUAUAGAGUUUAUUUUUCUGAAAAUUCUGACGUAUUAAAUUUUUUUUUCCAUUAAAUUCGUGAUUUUUAAUAAUUUUUUAAAGUUGAGAAAAAAAAAGUCUACAGUCAUGAAAAUAAUAAUUCAUUAGCGAAUGGGAUUAAAGCCUGCUGUAUAAUUAUAGGUACUUCCCUAAACUCCCUGAUAAUUGUUAUCAAAAAUAAUAAAAUAAAAUAAUUUUUUUUAAAUUUUUUACCAAAACAUAAAAAUGAAUUGCAAUAACAAUACUUUUAGUCCAUAUCUCUGUAAAUAAUAUUUAAAAAAACGGAAUUUGAUUACUUUUAUUAUCUCCAAAGUUAUUAAAAUGGGUAUACUAAAUACAUUACUUUAAUUUUUAUUAUUAAUAUUUAUAUUCGUCAAAGAAGAAAGUGUGGUUUGCAGAAAAAGUUCCUUUUUUUUCGCGUACCCCUUAUAUGUAUUAUACGUCACCUACCACUUAUGAAUAAAAAUUUAACUUUUCAUAAUGUUUAUACAUUUAUUUCAAAAUUAUGAGCAUAGGACAGUAAAUUACUACAAUAUAAUUGACAUUAUAAAAAUUUGGCUUUCUGCGUACUACCAUGUGACGUACCGCGUACCACAGUUUGAGAAUCGCUGGUUUAAAGUUAGAAAACUAAUUUUUUUCUUUUUAGUGGUAAUAUUUAAUGAUAUUUUAAUCAACUAGUUUUGCAUUUAAUUUUCUGGCGAACUAUGAUAACGUAAUAAUAAUAAACAAAAGUCAAAUAAAUUUAAAAAAUCAACUUUUCUCAUAGUCGAACACGUGUUUUUUUUCAUUCGAACGUCAUACUAACGUUGUACAUUAUUUUUAUAUACACAUUUACUUAUAUUAAAUAUAGAAAAAAAAAAACCAAUAAAAUUUCAUUCGGUGUAGUAUAGUGGUCCAUAUUUAUAUUUUCAAGUGUAAUGUUCGAAUUGAAAAAAAUAUAAAACGUAUACGAUUAUACAAAUCAUAUUUAUCACUAAUCCAAUAAAAGUUAGCGUAUAUUGUUGAAUUUUGUUUAAAAUUGAAUUUUUUUUUGAAAUUUUAGAUUUCAAGCGAAGGUGAAUGUAUUGGUUUUUUAUUAUGUAUUUAUGUGUAUGUAUAUGAGAUUUUGCUACAGUCAAAAACUCUCUUGUAGCCUUAUUUGGUUCUUUGAGGGAAUCAUUUUUUGAUUUCUCUCGUAAUUUUCUUAAUUAAUGAGAAAAACUGGCAUAAUUUUUGAUGAUAUCUGGGUUACCUUGGAAACUAUUCGGGAAAAAUAGGAUUAAUAAUAUUCUGCUCAGAAUUUUUGUUUGUUAACAAUAUGGUUUAUAAUUGCAUACAAAUAUGAAUUAAAUUUCUCUCUCUUUAAACAUAGCCAGAGACGGAUUCAGGGCCCAGCCCCUCCAAAUUUUUUCUCUGAUUUUUGCGUGAGAAAAUAAUAUACAUUAUGUAUUAUAUUAUAUUUUAAUUGUAUUCAUGUUGUAAAAAAAUUGUUGGGCCCUCCCCAGAUCUUAGCUCUGGAUCCGUGCCUGAACAAAGUGAUACAUCGAUCAGUGGUAUCAGUCUAUUAUAAUAUACCUAGUUGAAAUUAUUGAAGUCAUUCUCAAAAUUUAAGUCUUUUUUAAACAUAAUAUAGAGAAUUCAUAUUAAUACCUAACUAUAGGUAAAAUAUUUUGAACCAAUUUGGGAAAAUUUCGAUAUACCCCUCCAUUGAAAAAUAUACGCGUACAUCACUUUCAUCAAACCGAAAAUGAAUCUUCGAUAUAAUGGGACUCAGAUAGUGGCACGACUAGAAGGGAUUGAUAUUUUGAGUAUCUGGACACCCCCUUCCAUCCUUAUUUAUGUAAUAUAAUUUUACUAAAAUGCGUUAAAAUCAUGUUUUUUCUUUUAAAUACGUAAACAUGCAACAGCCCCGUUCAAAAAAAUCCACGUUGCGCUGAUCUCAGGUAUUUAUACAAAUCGCUACGAUUUUAGAAAAGUUUUAAGAGUUCGUGACUCGUUUCCCGGUUUAUUUGUAUAGUAUACAAUAAGGGGAUUAUAUCAUAAUAUUUGUUUGUACAGAGUUUUUGGACUCUACGGCGACAUCAUCGUAAAAUGCUUUCAAUAUCAAAAACCGUCGAAAAUAAUACGUGAGCGAACAAACAAUAAACAAGGAAAUUAUGCACGCGGUAAACAAAUAACAAAAAGGUUUUUGGUACAGCUACGGGUACUCUUUUAUACCGAUCGUUUUAAAUUAAAAUGUUUCUAUAAUUGAGAAAAAAAUUCGUAAUUCAAAUUUUCUGCUCAUUACACGCCGCGAUAAACAACGGUCUAAUUAUGCAAUUAAAACAAAAACUGAUUGUGUAGGUACUAUCAGUAAAUAUUAUUAUAAUGUACUUACCGGGCCGGUAUUCGAUAUGAUGCAUAUACGUUCCGAUAACGUACUUGGACACGAGUCGUAUGAGAGCGGUAAUACACGUGAUCAGUUGGCAACAGGCGUUUUCGAUUUUGUUCCAAUAUUUCUUCUGUUGCUCCAUACCUGCAACCGUGAAAAAUGACGACGAUUUGAGAAUUUGAAAAAGAGCGAAAGAAAGAAAAAACGACGUGCGGUGUAUAAUUCGUGUUAUUGAAAAGAACGGGCGGCGGCGACUGCGCGGGUGUAAAAUAAUAUUCGAUUAAAAUAAUGUGUCGGGACGAAAACCGACGAGGGGAAAAAACACACACGCAUACACGUCAGAUACGGAACUUAUUCUAGCAGGACAGGUUAGUGGAUUGAUACGAAAUUUUAAUGUACGAUAAGGAUGACCGCGUGAUUAUUAUUCGCUUAUGGACAUAAUUUUUUUUUUUUUUUUGUUUUCUGAGCGAAACGACGAAUUUAUUAGUUUAAUAUUAGGUUUAUUAUUAUGAUGCGUUUUUUUUGUUUUUUUUCUGUCUGUAAACAAUACUAAAAAUCUAUCGACUUCGUGGGUGGUUUCUGUUAACAAAUGUUUGUCUAGUCAAAAUUGUAGCCAAUGAGUCGGGGAAGUCAUUUUUGUUUUUAUUUUUCAUAUAGUUUUCUUCAUAAUAGUUGAAAAACCGGAGAAAAAACAACAGAAAAACUGGGAAAUUUACACGGUAAGAAUUUCUGUAAUUUUCGACUUUUGUUUUAUUUUUUUUUUUUUUUUGUUAAUUAUCAACUAAGUAUUUAACUACAUUAUGUAUUAAUAUUUAUUUAUUAUUAACGUCAAAUUACGCGUGACGAUAAUAUUUCUUGAACAUGAGUAAAAUUAGAUUUUUAAAACGCCCUUAUUAUCAUUUAUUCUUAUUUACUCUUAUCUUUUUAUCGGCUCAUUUUUCGUUCGUUAGAUUUUUUACUUAUACUCGAAUUAACGAGUACUAAAUCAAAAUUUGUCGAGUCGAUUUAUCGACCAACUCUAAAUUAAACAUAAAUGUAGUAACCCUAAUAAUACUGUAGUAUUAAUAUAACAAUCUAUUUUUGCGUAUUCAAACUAUUAACAUAGCAAUAUUAUUAGAAAUAUCUGCAUUUGAAGAUAUUUAUACGUAGAGGUUAGAAUUAUUUUUUUCAAAUUAAACAGUCGAGUUCUGGACUAAGUCUAAUAUAUUUAGUAUUAUAUAGUAUUUAUACUCAAUUGAAGUAUGUUUAAUGUGCACAUAACGUGUUACUAAAAUGUAAGCAAAAUAAUAAAAUUAUGCGGUUCACGUUUAUAACUGCCGCGCAAAACUAAAUGAUUUUUAUACUCGAGAUCUCGAUAACAUUGUUAUACUCACCAUUAUUGUUUGAAAAAAGAUCGAGACACUCGUAAUCAGGAUAAAAUUCCAUUGAGCGCCGGGUGGAAUAUACUAUUAUGUAAAGAUUUUUAAAUAAUCUUGUUAUUACUUAUAAUAUUAUCUUACUUAUAAUUUAUAAGUAUCAUGAUAAUAGAAUUUUAUUAAUAAUUUCUAGUAUCUUUGUUUAUUUUUAUUACAUAAAAAUACAUAAUAACUUUGCAAUGUUCGCAAUCGAUCUUUAAUAGGUUUUUUUUUUUUAAACUGUGAAUCAUACGUUUUUAAUUACAUUUAUCAUUACCGUAUAUGGUGACAUGUAUGGUAUUUUAAAGUUCACAUCAUUAUUAUUAUUAUUCUCCAAUAAUUAUUAUUAAAUCACGUAAUUAAUAUCAACUUAUUAAUAUCAAGAUAAAAACAAAAAAACAUCAUCAGAUGUUGUCCGUAAUUCCUUAGAUAAUAAGUAUAGAAAAUAAUAAUAUUUGUUUAGAAGUAAUUUUUUAGAUUUUGGAUACAACGAGGAAUUGGUUUUAGUAUGAUGUGUGUUUUUUAAUUUGUCUAUCCGUUAACAACUUUUCUACCAGAAACUUCGCUCCAUUCAAAAAAUAACAUGAAAGCUUUUGUAUAGCAUUGUGGAUCUAGUUGGUACAUUCAUAGUGUUGUUUUUUGAUUACUUUUUAUGAUUUUUUUAAUAGUUGGAAAAACCGUAUGACAAACGAAGGAUAAAAUAUGUAUGACAUUAACGAUUUUUGUUAUUUAAUAUUUAUUUAUUUAAUACGGAACAACCCAAUUUGCAUUAAACAUUGUAUUCUUAUGGCUAGAUAAUUUAUGUUACAUUAAUUACAUUCAUUAUUAUAUUCAUUUUAUUUUUUUUUUAAAUUACAUUUAGUAUUCAUAUUAUAUCGUUACGCAAACGUUUUGAUUAGGUCAGGUCAGGACGUUUAUUGUUAUAAUGUUUAUAUUUACAAUAUUAAAGUAAUCAAUUGCGACAUUUAGUUUAUUUUAUUUUACUGACUGGAUCCAGUUUCGAUUUCAGUAGGUGCAUAAUAACAUUAAUUACAAAUAGGGGUGGAUUCAAGGAGAGCCAUUAAGGGUUGAAGACCUCCAUCCCUUAACAUGCAGGUACUUUAAAAAUAGAACUUAGGUAUACUAUAUCAUAUAUGUAUAAAAAUUAUAACUAAAAUUAAAAGUAAAUUUUUAACGCAAAGCGAAUUUUGUUUAGCCCUCACCCACUCCUCUCACUUAUAUAAUUCUAAGAUCUAUACCCGAAUGCAAGUAAUCAAAUGUAUAAAAUAUAUAUAACAAGUGUGUAUUAUAACCAUCAUCAAAAAUUAAAUUAUAACUAUAAGAAACGUUAGAAUAAUAUUAUAAUGGGGUGAUUUACUGGCGCGUAGUCUUGGAAUAAACGCGAGGAAUAUAAAAUAUAAAACUAUUAUUAUUACGAAUGUUGUGGUUAUAAGCUCUAAAGUCAAACAAGCUAAGGGCAGCAAAAUAGUCAUCAAAUAUUAUUAUUUAGUAAUUUUAUUAUUAAGGAUAUUGGUAAAUGAAAGAGUCGAUAAAUAUACCUUCGCACAACAUCGACUGCUCGCAUGCACGUAAUUUCACAUAUCGAAACGCGUACGAUUGAAAUGUUUAUGGUUUUGUCCAAGACCAGACGGGUUCGUAAAUCGUUUUUUAACUCCGUCACGGAAAAUAUUCCGUCUCACAUUUCGAGUUUACACACACGUUACGCUAUAGUAUAGAUCGUAUAAACAUUUCACGCCGGUCCUCAGUAUAAAUAUAUACGGACAACUGAUGGAUUAUUGAGCUUUUAUUUCUUCCUACGACCGCGCAAUCGUAUUUAUACAGGACGAGAUGGUUAAAAAGUGCAAUUUACUUUUUUGUUUUCCUACUAUAUGCGUUCUACUUGUAUGUUUUGCUAUUUUUUUUUUUUUUUUUUUUUUUUUUUUUUUUUUUUUAAUAACAGGUAUACUGCCAACAUGGUGAAAACAAACGACCGCGGCGACGCGGCAAUAUGUGUGAUUUUUUCCUCAUAAAUAAACAUUAGUGGAUAUUCAAUUGGUACAAAAAAUAAUCAUCACAGUAACUAUCAUUCAACUCUUAUAUAAAAGUCAUACGCUAAAACAAAAUACAAAUACAGAUUGUAUUUUUUUUAAGAACUUUCUAAAAUAAUGUAUGUAUUGUAUAUUGAGUUGUGUACAGAUCGUAUCACAAAGAUUCAAAAACACCACGAAAUACAUCGAUUUAUAAUCAAAAACAUAAAAUUAUCUUGAUAUAUAUUUAUUUGUUUGCGGGAAAAAAGGACUUAAGGAGAAAGUAAAUUUUUAGCGGUUUUUUUUAUCUAGAUUGCAUAAGUGCAUAUAUUUCCAAAGUUAAUGUAUAUAUAGUGUACUCCAUUUAUGGUCGAGCGAAUUUUCAAAACAUAAAUUUAAAACUAACACGAAAUCAAUGAUAUUAUUAGUAACUAUACUUAUACUGUCAAUCGUAAUAGUCUGGUCGUUUAUGUUUGCGGCGCGUGUAUAGAACCGAUCGAUACAAAAAUCUGGCCACCAUGAUCCAGUGACAUAUUCCGAACGCGAUUUUAUUUUUAGCGACGAGAUGACGUCCCAGAAUUGUUCGUUCGGCCAGACCAUUCACAUUGGUUCGGACCUUAGUCUAAGCGCGCACCUUUGUACGCGUGCGCACGACCUUCAGACGUUUACGACGUCGCGAACGUAAAAUAAUUAUUGUAAACUGUGGUUUAAUCGGUGGUUUAAUGCGGUAUCGACCGGGACUGACCGUACUAUUUUCGAUCCGUGUUAUUAUGACGAGAACUACGGAUUUCGCGAUUACAGGAGGGGGGGGGAAAUGUGUAUAAAUUUAUCCCCAAUAAAAAUUGCGUUGUGGUAUAUAAAACUAUUCAAAUUUGGUUCACGUACACGUAAAAAUAAUAAUAAAUAAUAUAAGUUCAAAAUUUAAACGGUACUUUGUCAAUAUGGUAAAUUAUUGUUAAUCGAUCGAAAUCUGUUUUCAAAAUUAAAUUUGGUCCACCCCAAACCGAAAAAGACGCAGAAAAUAAAUUUUAGUGACGAUAUGGGCCCUUAAACACUGCCGAGAAAAAACAAACGCCAAAAUACAUCGCUUGGUCAAAAAUCAUCACUCCGUGUCUGUCGUUUUAUAAAAAUAUAGUUUAUAUUAUACAAUUUCGUAAAUUUAUAUUUUACUUAAAAACAAUCUGCUCUAUUCACCGUGUAUCCCUUAUGUGCACAAACAGUGGAGUAAAAAAAGGAAGAUUUUGGAGGUUCAACCCCCCUCCCCCCCGAAAUUUAUGAUUGUUACGGCACACGAGCGUAUUUAUGAAUCUAUUUGAUCUAUGUAUUAACCCAAAAGCUUUUUUAUAAGCUUUAUUUGUUUGUUGAUUUCGUAGACGUCAUAAUAUAGAACUUGUGCCUAUCUUGAUCGUUUCGGUAUAUUUCAAUAAAUCCGCCGCUUUGUGAACCUUGAUUUCGAAUAUUUCAUAAAGUCAACUUUGAAUGUUAACAUAAAAUUCGCUAAAUUCGUGAAUUAAAAAAAAAAAGUCUUAAAAUGGUUUGAUAGACCUUUUUUUUUUUUACAUUAAUUUAUAAAACGUAUAUACUUUUUGAACAGGAAAAAUAAAAUAACGAGAUACGGUGGUCGGUCGUACAGUAGCGAAUUUUUGUGUAAAAAACUAUUCGACGGCUAGGCAACCACGAAAAGACAACAAUCGAAAACCACGUGUCCUGUAAUAUCGUAAAAUCGAUCUUAAAACCAUAACGCACUUACGGUUUACGACAAAGUUCCGGUCGGACGAUAAAUUAUAAUUUUUUUGAAAAUCUGCGCAACCACCUGUCCGAUUCGUUUUACAAAAUGUAUUCCAAUAAUUUUAUUAUGAAUUCAUUACAGGACUAUAUUCGAAUGACAUAUUUCGUUUUUGAGGGAUACAGUGUACCUAACGAAAUUGAACUAAGUGUAUACACUGUUUAUGAUUACUACAAGUCGAUAAAUGCCUAUAUAUUAUAUAGAAACUAUAUGUUUCGAUUAGAUGUAGCCGUCUUAUUAAGAGCACUUUUGCAUUUUAUUAUUAAAAAAACAUGUCUCACUGGAAAAACUCUCAAAACUCUCAUAGAGUGGUCCGAUGUUGACGAUUAUUUUUUCGUUAAAAAUAGGAAGACUUAUUUUUACAGCCCGCAUUGAACUUCCGUUUUUUUAAUAUUGUAAACCCAAUCUUUAUAAUAUAUCUUUAAAAUGUUAAGCUACCAAAUUGUAUUGGCUGUUGAAUGUCGUUGUUUACCAAGAAAUAAAUAGUGUUAAAUUAACAAUAUUCCCACACGAAGUCAUGUUCGUCCGUAAAAACGGCCAUUCUGCUUUCCCCUAAAUAGGUAUUAUCGGACAGUAUAAAUUAGUGUCGAAGUCUUAUAUUUAAGGUGGUUAUUAAAAUUUUAACGCGUACGUAACGACUAAUUGCUAGUGAAAAUUCAUUCUGAAAAAUAUGUCUUUACAAAAAUUACAUUUUAGGCUUUUUUCCGCGCGUAAAUUUUCGUGUACCGACCGUUAUUUGAAAUUCGUAUUCUUCUGUUCUCUUUUACUUUCAUCUCAGCUAUUUGGGGUCUUUGUAAAAAAAAGAAAAAGAAAAACCGGAGUUCAAUGCGGACUGUAAUAUAGAACGUGGUCGUAUGUCGAUUAAAAAAGAUCUAUGUUAUGACUAAUAAAUAUUCCCGUGAAGAAGUCACGUAUUCGUCUGUAAAAACGACGUACCCCGUAUCCCUUUAGACGGAUGUGCGAAUGGGUGAGGGGGCGGUAGAUUGAGGUGUAAAAGUCUACAGACGUAUACUGAAAACACGAUUGUUGUCGAAUUUCGCGAAAUCGAAAGAAAUCCGGGUGACCGACGGGGGAAUGGGGAGGGGAGGGAUGCCGUUCAUUUAAAAACUCCGCGUGAAUCCCGUAAUAUAUUUCGUUACGAUUUCAUGGUGAAUUUACGACGGGCGUGGGAUAUGGCAUAGGCAGUGUAGGUGGUGUAGGUGUAGGUGGUAGGUACUCACCGCGUGUGUGCCGGGAUUCGCUGACGUUCGCGCGUGAACAAAAACAACGGACGGCAAGUCGACAAAAGUCAACGACGGCGGCGGAAAUUCGAACCGCUGGGUACGCGACGGCGGCGGUGCGCGCUAUCAGAACCCAUCGGAAGCCGUGCGGACGAGCGUGUAUACGGCGGCGCGCGUGUUCUUCGCGGGCUCCGUCGGAACGUUGUGUCUGCCCGCGCGGCGGCAGUCUCUGGUCCGGCACACGCGUGCGGCGUACUGUCAGACGACGGCCGCGGCGGCGGCUGCGGCGGCGGCUGCGGCGGCGGCGGCGGCGGUCACAACGAUGAUAGGUUAACACCUAUCAUAUUAUACACAUAUAUGUAUAUAUAUAUAUAUAUACGUAUAUACAUAUAUACACAUAUAUUAUAAUAUAAACGCGGUGAUAGUAUUAUAUUGUUAUAGUUAACCGACCACGACGGACACUUAACAGUCUGGAGAACCGCUCGGGCGCGCGCGCUCGCGCGAUGUCGUCCGUGAUGUUCGUAGGCAUCAUUAUUAUACGCGCACGAGUGUACAGGUACGAUGUUAUAAUAAUAUUAUUAGGUAUACAGUGAUGGUCCGGUGUUCAUUGCGGACACUUGUACAUUAUAUAUAUAUAUAUUAUUAUUAUUAUAUUAUGCAUAAAGUAAAUAAAUAUAUAAAUAAAAUAAAUAAACGAAUCAAUGCGUCGCCUGGAGUGUUACGAUAAGCGCAUUGUACGACCGGUUUCGAAUUAAAAAUUCAUCAUCGGGUAUAUCACAGUCAUAAAACAUAAAACAGUCACAGACAUUUUGACUGUGAUACACCUGAUGACGAAUUUUUAAUUCGAAACCGGUCGUACAAUGCGCUUAUCAUAAUACUCCAGGCGACGCAUUGAUUCGUUUAUUUAUUUUAUUUUUACAUAUAAAUUUUUGAUUUGUAUAUUUAUUUACUUUAUUUGUUUACGAGUAUUAACCAUUUUAAUAAAUUUGUUUUUACUUUAUUAUUUUAUUAUUGUAUAUAAUGUAUCAUUAUGAUAUUAUUAUGUACAACACUAGCGCAUUCUUCUUUUUCCCCUCCACACUCGUGGUCGGUAUUACAUAUUACUAUUAUUAUUAUUAUAAUAUUAUAUACGCGCUCAACCCGUCCCGACGCGACUUCCUUUAAUUUCACACCAAGGUCGCGACGACACCGCCACUCCGCCCACGCCUUCGCCUACGCGGCCUACAGGUACGUAUAAUAAUAUGGUACGUAUGUACAAUAGCGGCCGGUCACUUAAUAUACCAGUACACGGAUGUGUGUAGAGUGAGUUUCCGGAAAAUUAUUCCAGUCGGGGGGAUGUUUCGCGUCGAAUCGCUUAUUUUUGCAGGACCCUCCCCCCCAUCUCCCCUCAAAAGCAAAAUUUUUCACUUUUCGUGAUAUUCUAUAAAACAAAGUGUAGUCCUACGGCACUAGUGCAGUACUAACUGCAGUCUUAUCACCGGUGUCGUAUUAGCUCAACGGCAAAAGGGAAGAACGUGUUUUGUAAUUUUCGAUUACGGGAUCUCUGCCGUGUUCUGUUUUUUAUUUUUAUUUUUACAUUUUCCCUCCGUAGUUAUGAUAAGUCUGAGUAUGUUUUCUGUGAAAGAAAUCGGAUUGUAAUAGAGACGAAACGGUCAAUACCGUCUUUUUUGGGUUUUUUUUUUUUAUGCGAGAUGUUGUACUAUUGUACAUUAUAGUCCAGGUAAAUUAGACUCAAUUUUGACAAAUAGCAGGAAAAAAAGCAGGAAAGCUGAAUUUUGGUAUACAACUUUAUUGAAAAGUACUUAGUAACAUACUAAAAGUCCCCUAAGAUUUGAUUACCGCUACCUCCGCUAAAGCGCGCUUUGUGUAAGAAAAAUCAGUUGUUCUCAAAUAACUCGGUUAUUUUUAAGAUUAUAAGAAUAAUACCUACAUACUGUAUUAUAGAAGAGGUACCUAUAAAAUUACCUAUAAAAAAUAUAUUUACAACAUAUUUUCUGGGAAUUAUAUUUACCUCGAUAAUCGCAUAUGAAAUAUCAUAGAUACUAUUAUUCUUACUAAAAAUCCAAUAUAACUGUGAAUCAAGCCUUAGACGAUGCAGAUUCUUUGGUUGUUAAUACUGCCAUUGAUUUACUAAUAAUAUAAUUAACUAAUGAAACAGUUGUAAUAGUUGGUGAAUAUAUUAACUUAUUAAUUAUUCUUAUAGGCCUGGCCCCUAUAACCAAUAACAUUUUUUUCAUUAAACUAAGAAAAGGUACAAUUGAAAGAAGAAUUUAUUCAUCUAACGCUUACAAUCACAAAAAGAUACAAAAAAACCAAUUUUAUUCAUACAUACAUUUUUUAAUUGUGACACGACUUCCUCAUUUUUUAGAAAAGGUAAAGUACAGUAUUUUAAAAUUGUUGAGAAGCGCCCUAAUUUAUUACACUCAAUAGAAACAUUUUACGAUCCUAUUGCAAGUAAAGAUAGUAUAUGUAAAGCAGGUGAAAUGUCUAUUCUUGCAUUGUAUAAUGCCAGUGAAAAAAAAACUAACCUCAUUAACUACCGUUAUCAAUGUUUCGCAAAAAAUGUAUCCAGCAGUAAAAAUAUCUUAUUAACUCUUCCACCUUUUGAAGCAGCUGCGCGAGAAAUUAAUUUCGAGUUUACCAUCUUAUUCAAAUAUGUGGUUGAAAAUUGAGAAAUUAGUUAUCAAAUCUUAGGGAACUUUUAGUUUGUUACUAAGUACCUUUCAAUAAAGGUGUAUACCAAAAUUUAGCUUUCCUAAUUUUUUCCGCUAUUUUUUUUAAUUUGCCUAGACUAUUAUGUAUUACAAUUUUUUGUCCGAGGAAAAUAAGCACUUAAACUAUGUUCUUGACUUUUGUAUGGGUGAGGAAGUCGUUUCUACUUACGGAUAGGCCACUGUUAUAUGUAAGUAAAAGUAGGAUACACUACAAAGUAAUUUAUUUUAUAUAUACAACGAAGAAUCCUUGCUUGCGAAAACCUAAAAAUCAACAAAAACUAAAUCAUCAGCAUUUGUUGUUAGUUUUUUUAAAUUGUAUACAAAAAUGAUUAGGAAUUUGUUUAAAAAGUAAAAUAAUAAAAUCUUAAUAAUAACAAAAAAUAAAUAAAAACGGUUGCCAAUGACAAUCUUAUUUUUAAUCUUUCAAUCUUUUUAACCUAAAAAACCAAGUUUUCUUCGUUAUCUCGAAUAAUAAUGAGAAUUUCAAAAAAUGACCUCUUCCACCCAGAAAACAUUUCCUUUUAGAAAUGUUGCUAUACUUGAUAGUCGGAAUAAUCUUUCUGGUAGAAAAAAUGUUUAUAUAAAAAAAAAAUAAUAAUAAUAAUAAACAUCAUUGUAAAAUCAAUACAUUUCUCGCUCCACUCAGAAUCUUAAAUAUCGUACGUUCAAAUUUCGCACAAUGAUGAGCAUUUAUUGAUAUCAAUAUUAGGGCGGUAGCAAGAGAGGUGAGCAUUACUUACGCCCCGGGCGCAAUACCUGGGAGGACCUAAUAAAACCCCAAAAACCUAUAAACAUUACGUUAAAAAGAAAUAUUGCAAUACAAAAAAUUUAAAAUUUAUAAAAUCCAAUAGUGAGAUAAAACAAUAUAAUUCAAACAUGCGUUUGAUUCUAGUUUAUACAAGUCAUUUAGCUUUGAGUUUUCAUUAUUUAUUUUUUAUUUUAUUCAAUAUACAGGACAAGCCCAAAAUAAUACAAGUAAAUAAGUAGACAGGUUACAGGUUAAAGGAAGGAUCCGAGGUAAGAACGCGCAUAAAGCGAGAAUUAGAAUUAAUUAUAAAUUACAAUUCAUAAGGACACAUUUUAAAGUUUUACGUGGGGCGAAACAUUUAGUUACUACAUUCCUGGUCGAUAUAGGUACUGUUUAUUAUUAGUAGUAUUAUUGAUACUGUGUACCUAAAUUUUCUUUUUUAACCCUUUUUAUAACCUAACCGAAUUUAAAACACACAUAGUACGGUAUAUCUAAUUAAUCUUAAUCAUUUUGGUAAUCGAUGGCUAGCCGAGCAGUAGGUAUGUUGAAUUUUGUUUAACGCUAUCGCCAUUAAACACGGCAUCGCCUUCAACCGUCAUAUUAUACACACGUUUGCUAUUUUUUCGUGCCUGGUCGCUUUGCCGCAAUAAACGUAAUUUCGUGUUCGUGCAUUUUUUAAUUAAAUACGCACGUGACGCGUUAAUUUUUUAAAAUAAUAAAUCAUAUUUAUACUCUAACCCCUCCCCCACAAUUAUUUGCUGGCUAUUGACUUGUAACUAAACUAGUUUAAGUGUUCGACCAGACAUCCAAUUAAGUUGAUGAGUUAAAACUGGAAAACAAAUGAUUUUGUUUGAAACUAAAUUUUGAUCGACUGUUCUCAUGCAGUGCUGCAUUAUUACAAUAUGUUUGUAUCAGCAUUACAAUUUACUGUGAUAGUUUGAUUUACCUUAGGUAUUUUUAUAUAAAAGCAACUUAAUAUUGAAUACUUUUAAUGUUGAUUUUUUUUUAUCAGAAAGUUAAAGCAAAAAAAAAAAUUACUUCGUUAACAUGUUUUUGUAUUUCAGUUUUUAACUCAAUUAGUUCAAUUUAUUUUUUGUUAACUUUUAUCUGAUGGAUUUUUUGUUAAUUUCACUUGAUUUAAUUGAGUUAAUUAUUCUCAUUAAAAUGCCCACCAUUGUAUUAUUUUUUAUUGUAAUUAUUGUAUACACGAAAUUAAAAUAUAACAUAGGUUACGUCCUAUAACCGAGUUUGCGUAAUCGUUCAUAUUAUAAUUUUGCAAUUGAAUUUUAUAAUAAAACAUAAUAGUAUUGCAAUAAAAAGAAAAUACGUAGUGUAUACACGCUAUGUAAAUUAUUAUAAUACCGUAUAACUACACAUAAUUUAUAACUAUAAUAAAUUGACAACAAAAUUUAAUUGUAAUUCAUUGAAUGAGUUUUACACGACGAUAAAAUGGACUUUUUAAUUUAACUAUUUAACUAUUCUUUUAAACAUUACAAUUUAAUUGCUUUAGUCAACAUUUAAAUUGCAUUUGUGCAACGGCUAGAGUUUGUUAAUUGAAACAUGCAUUGUUAAAUUAUUAUUUUAUCUCUGGGUAAAUAUUUGUUACGAUACGGUAACAAUCUGAUGAUAACGUAAACUAGUGGCGUUGGUGUUAUAGGGGGGAAUGAGGGUUCACAGUCCUCCUUUGCCUUUGGCCUUUCAAAUUCUGAGUAUAGCGAAAAGUUAUUAGUUUUAUUAAGAUGUAUUUUUUUUCGGAAAACACUUUACCUAUUAGUAGAAAUCUUCUAAUUUGUUUUGAUUUCAUACCUUAAAAGAUGCGGAUGGUAAUUUAUAUGAAAAUUAUUUCUAGUUUUCCAACAAUUUGUCUAUACAAUUUAAAAAACUAACAACAAAUGUCGAUACUCGUAUAUACGUUUUAUUUUUGUUGAUUUCUCAAUCGAAUAUUUUUUUUAAGCGUUGGUUUAAAUUCAAAUUUAUAAGAAAAUCGUAAAAAUCGCGGCGUUCCAAAAUGUUUAACCGAACUUCGCUCGGAAUCGAUUUUCAUUAGCGACGAUUUGUCAUCGCAUGCAUUUAUAAAUUCAAAGCGGGUUUUUUUUUUUUUUUUAUCUGUGAGCAUCUUUUCUACUAUAAAUCUUGCUCCGAAAAAAAAUAACAAGAGAUCUUCAUUGUUGUAUUUUGGAUCUGAUUCGUGAAUUUUUAUGAAAAUCGUAAAUAUUACGAUAUUUAAAUAUACGAUCUUUCGAAUCAUACACAUACGAACUUCGGUAAGAAUCGUUUAUUGUUACUUACAGAUAUAAUUUAAAUAACUUUAUUAUGUAUCCUAAUGUAUCCUAAAUUAUGUAUCCAAAUUCUUAUCUAUAACAGUGGUGCACACAUCAGCAGCGUCAAUUCUUUUUAAAUUAUAUUACAUGUAGUUCGUGAAUUCUAAUAUAUCAAAAUAUGGACUUUACUCGUAUUUUCAAUUAAACAACUAAUAACGAAAAAAAUUGCAUUCAAAUUUACAUAAGUAAUGGUAAUAAUAUGCAACGGAAAUAUUAUGAUAUUUCCGUCUCUAUGAUUAAAUACGUUUAUACAGUAUGUAUAAUAGUAUUCCGUUAUGCGUCUAUUGAUUUUAGAGAUUGUUUUAACAAUGAAAUGAUAUUUUCAUGAUAUUGAAUGAAUUUUUGAUUAAUUCAGUUAAUUUGAAACGAAUACUGUACCUAUAUAUUAAUUAUUAUGCUUUUGUUUAAAAAAAUCUAUUAGUUAUUAUUAUACAUUUUUUCAUGAUAUGGUGACAACUAAUACUAUAUUAUUGGAUCUUCAAAAAGUAUUUUUUUUUUUUUUUACAAUGAUCUUCACGCGUUAUGAUUUCUUUUAUACCAUAAAAAAAAAUCGAUCCGUCUGUAAAUUUCUUUUUAAAACAUUAUUAUUGUAUAAAUAAUAAUGAUGCCAUUAUCUAGCAUUAUCUCUGUUUCUCGGUUUAUAUAGAAGCGUGUGAAUGUUUUAUUAAAAUCGUGUCGACACAUCACGACUAAGACGAUGAUAAUAAUAAAUGCCAGCGACCACCCCGCCGUCAUCACCACCGGUUAUAGAAUUUCGACGAAUUUCAUUUUAUCGAAUAGGGGAAAAAACCAGACGUCGUCGUCGGAUUUUAACCCUUCAAUUUCAACACGUGUUUAUAUAGGGGAUGUUACAGUUCAUUAAUCAAACACACGCCUGUUGUCCAGGUGACUUCGAGACGAGCGAGUGUAUUCGUAUGUGUGUAAUGCACAUAAAUAAUAAAUAUACAUAAUAAUAUAUGUAUAUUAUAUAUACAACUGCAUUGAAACCGCGUUUCCUUUGUGUGCAAUGCCCUAUACUCAGUAUACAUACAGGGUGGUUCUUUUAUUAUGAUCCAGCGAUUUUCUUACAGAGAAUUUUAAGUAAAUUUGUCUUUUUUCAAUCAUUAUAGAAUCGUUUAAGCUUUAUUUUAACGUAAUGUUCAUAUUUGUAUUUUCUAUGCGCUUUGUAUACCCAAAAUGAGUAUUAAUAACUUUUGAUUUUUAAGCGGUAAUACUCCACUGCUCAUUUUUAAUCCAGAUACGAAAAAAUAAUAUUUUUCUAAAUCUUUUCAUCAUAUGCACAUCAUGAUAUUAUAGGAUUUUUCAUUUAUGAGUUAGUUGAUAGUUUAAUGAAUCGUCCUGUAUAUACUCAUUUUUUACCGAAAACGGGUUCUGGCCAAAUGUAAUUUAAAGGCGAUAAAAUUAUAAAACGUCGCCAUAGAAUGAUUGGAUACAAACUCAUAAUAAUAAUAAGUAAAACAUAAGUCACUGUGUAUUGUAUUACAUAAUAUUGGGAAAUAUGUUAUUAAAGAUUAAACAAAACGCAAAGAAAACAAAUAUGUAAAAUGUAAAUACAAAUUGAAAACAUUUACCAUACCUGUUGGUUAUUGAUAUUCCUUAAAUUUGAAAAUUACUAUUAUAACAACAACAAAUACCUAAUAGCAAUUUUUUUUCGACAAAAUAUCUUUGAUUUCGUGGGGUAAAACGAUUUUCGACAUCUGGAUGAGAUGACGCAAUUAAUUACUUUUCCAAUAAUUAUUUAAAUAUUAUAAAAAAAUAAAAAUAAACCUCAACAAUUCCUUAAAGAAAUAGGCUAUUAUGCCCAAUAUUAUUCACAAUAAUGCACUUAUAUAAUAUUCCAAAAAAAUGAUUAUUGAAACAAAAUGAAUAAUAAAAUGUUUUAUUCUCGUUCAAAAAUAUAGUGUAACAAAAUGAACAUUGUAGGUAAACGAUAAGUGCAUUGAAACCUCAACCCUAUAAUUUUACCUAUUUACGGGCGGUUAUUAAUUAUUAUAUAAACAAUAAUGUUGCAUAAUGAAAUUUAAAAAAAAAAAAUGACACAUUUGUGCAUUUAUAAUCGAAUGUUUCAUUCAUGAUAAAUAAUAAUGUAUUAACAACAAAUGAUGACGACCAUAACACGACUAGACUACAGAACAACUAACAUAAAAAUAUAAAUAAGAUAUUUAAAUAUUAGUUACUAUGUAUCUUUAUUUUAUUAUUUUUUAAUUAAUCUUAGGAGAACGGUACACACGAUACAUAUUUUGUUUUCUGCAUCUUACAAACGAACGACAUAACAAAUUCGAUAGCAAUUAGAAUUUAUUUUGCGAUGUUAGUUUUAAUAUGUAUUUUACGUCGAUUUUUUCUUGAUACUUUAAUUUUAAUUGAGAUAUCACAAUUUAAAGAUGCUUAUAUCUCACUUAAAAAUUUAAAUACUUAACAAAAAACUAACGUGCAAACACAGAUGUUCAGAUGUUAGAUUCUUACCUAAUUCGGUAAUGGGUAAAUUCAUUCUAAUAAUCGUUCUAAAACUAACAGCAAACAAUUUGUACUACAAUUUUCUGUAUCAUGCGUUUAUAAGACGGAGACAACAAAAUUAAUGUCUAGAGUCCAGGCGUUCACUUAAUAAUAAAAUCAAUUUUCAUUUUCCAGCAGCUGCUUUAGUUGCAGUCGUUAUUAGGAAUUGGUAUAACCGUAUCGUAAUUAUAUUUAUAUAAUAUCGAUUAUUACGAAUUGGAGACUUUUUUUAAAAAUAAAAUUCUAACCGGAUAGCAAUAGGUAUAAUUAUUUAUUCUAAUAACAAUUAAUUGUUUUAUAUUAUAAUAAAUAGUAGACACGCUUACCUUUAGUCUUUAGAUAUCGAUUGACGCAGAAAAAAAAGCAGUGUCUUUUUUAAUUAUCAAGCAACUAUACAAUGCAUAAAGCUCAUAUUUAAAUAAAAUAACUACUAGACUGUAAAUUCGCUCUACACAAUCUACUGCACUUUUCUUAUCACUCACGCAUAUCUGAAAUAAUUUAUAAGUCCAUCUAGAAUAAUAUUAAGUACUUCUAUAAAAAUAAUAAUAAUUACACCGUUCGAUUUUAACCUACACCAACACCAUUAUAUUAUACAUAUAAUUUGAUAUUUAUUAUUGAAAUUAUAAUUCCGAUUGACGAUAAUGAAACAAUUCGCUGACGUUAGCUAGUAAAUUCUUGUUUAACUAUACCGAGUUAUCUGGCUCGAGGUCGGCACAAUAAACAAAAUACUUUUCGAUAAAAUUGUCUAUGAAAAUAAUGUUUUGUGAUAAGACUGUCGUUGUCGACUUGUCGUGAUUAACUAACGUGAUCAAAAAAUUUGAAUAAAAUAAAUUAAUACAAUAAUAACUAAACGUUUCGGGCGUUUCGAGUCGUUUUUGGGAAUACUCGAUAUUUCGAAAUGUACUAUUUUGUGCAAAAAAACGUAUCUUGUAUUAGUAACUCUAUAGUUCAUAAUAUAUUGUAUACAUUGAAAGUAUAUUAUUGGUUUUAAUACGCAGGCCCGGGAGUAAAGUGAUGUAUGCUCCUACCUAUACAGUUCUAGUCGUUGACAUUUUGUCAAUAUUAUAUAUAGUCAUAUAGUAUAUCAAUAGGCCGAUAGACGACUUGUUGAUACACUUGUGUAUGAAUAGUAAAAAAUAUUAUAUACCUACUCAGUACAGUACUCUUCAUAUACAUAUAUAUUGCAUAUAUGUUACGAUUGUUAUGGUAAAAGUAUGAACGCUAGUUAAAUUUAGGCUUUACCAUAUAAUUUAGUCAAACUUUGAAUGAUUUUACAGUUCAGAUUUUUAUAAACGUACAUUGCUGUAUUAUUACAAGUUGUAACUGGAGAUUUUUAUCAGUUCGGUGCAAAAACGAGAACAUAUUCUGCAACGUUAAAUACCAGUUAAAUGAACGUUGAAUUUCAGCUAAUGUUUGUUAUUAUCAUGCAUUAGAUCCUUAAAUAUUAUACUAUAUAAUAUAUAACUGCAAAAUGAUUAAGUAUAUAUUUCAAUGGCAGAUAGGUUAUAGGCGUUGGUUAGAAGUCACAAAGGUGGGAUACAACUUUCGGUCUAAGACUUGCGGGUCGUGAAUAGGAAGGACAGGGACAUACCUCCAGGCCGACGAAUCCACGAACCGGACCGUGAAAACUCGGAACACGGGUAACUUUGGUAGUUAAAUUAGUUAAGCUUUCAUAGUUUAACGAUCAGUUUACUAUUAUAUUUGUAUACAUACGCAAAAUAGGUAUAUAAGCUGACUAGUCAUUAUGUUCUCCCCUAAUGCACAUUACCAUUGUAAGGCCUUCGGCCACUAUGUAAGAUAUCGUAGUUCUGCACUGCUAUACCAUCUCGCGUAUAUAAACUUUGUUGAAUGACGUAAGAACCAUUAGUGAGUUUAAAUAAAAUAUUAUAAAUUAAUAAUUAACUAAACCAAUCUACAUUUAUUUUUAAUACUAAGAUCUUAUAUAAACCAUCCACGCUGUAGAGCUACGGUUAAAUUUAUUCAAAAGACCAUAAUGUGUUCUCCGAAUAUUAUUUUUACUUAACGAGUCAUCUCCGAUCACGUUAAAAUAGAAUUACUAAUUGUUAAUCGUAUUAUGUAGUUUAUUAGUUAUUAACUGAUAUGCGAGCCUACCCCACGAAGGGAUAAACAGGAUUGUACAUUUUAGUUGUAUGAUUAAACAAUAAUAACGACGGCAGCAAUGGGGAUGUAUUGUGAAAACAGGUCCUCCACUGAUGUCGGUUCAAUCUCGUAAAAAAAAAGGGGGACGAAAAUGCCAGUUUUAAUCGCAUUGAACCCAAAAUUUGUUUUUGUUAAUUAUUAAACGUUUGUAAACAUUUAUUAUUUAAAAAAAAAAAUGGUGUUUCAAUGUUUAUUUAGGGUUAUUUUAACGUAAACCGUGGUAAUGUAAUAAUAAAUCAAUAAUCAAUAUUUUAAAAUUAACAUUAAAAUAAUAUUACAAUACUACGUACGUAGUACCACGCGCGGUACCCUAAUGCGAAGAUAAUGUUUUAGAAUCGGCAAUAAUUCCACGAAACGAAAUUGAUAUUUGUCAAGCGGUAUCACUAUCACUAGCUACUAUCCUUAAAUGGUGAACUAGGUGUUUAUAAGGUGUGACUGUUUUGUGAAAAAAAUCGUAUAACAAAUCGGUGUAAACGUCGAUCAAAAAAUGCACUGUAUGUUGCGUACUCUGUGUUUCGCAAAUAAUGUAUUAAGUCAAUCGAUACAUGUGUAACGUCGUAAUAUAAUUAAAUCGACGCAGGCAAAUCGGUCGUUAAAUUAAGUUUAAACACGUAAGGGCCAUUAAUGUGAGGACAAAACCGUUUGACUUUCACAAAAGCGUUCUCGCGCAAGAGCGGACGUCACGUAUUGACUUGCCCGACCCGGCCGACAAGGUUAUGGUAGACGUCAGAAGCACCGGUCACUUCCAUACGGAGGAGCGGUGUAUGAAAAGAACCCAGCCCAAAAGGCAUUCAGGAAUUGAGCAAUCGAGCUAAAAGUACAAUCCACGAAAACAUAGUUGCCGCCGAGAACACCGUGCCAGUCCGUGUUCGGCAAUUUCAAAGUACACAUUCUCUAUAUGCAAUAUACGUCUGAUCUAACCCGAGUCUGAUGGCAGUGCGUCGUUUUGUUUUAAUCAUUGGUACAAUUUUAAAAAAUUAUUGAAAAUUUUAUAACAUAUACAUUCGUUAUUAGAGCAUAAUACACCAUUAUUUGUUCGCCUCACUCAAAGGCUGUAGUUUUUCCAAACGGCACACAACAUAAUAUGCAACUCGAGACCCCACAGUUGCCAAGCCUACCCUAAGAAAUAUCAGUUUUUGGAAUAAAAAUAUACAUCCUAUUGUACAAAAGUUAUUUUUAUCAAUUUUUGUAGUCAUAUUUAAUAAUAAUAAUAUAUAAGCUUAUAAUAUUGUAAUAAUAUGCGAGUAUAAAGCGAGGGGAAAAAAUCAAACGAUUAGUACCUAGGGAAAAAAAAUAAUAUUUCGGACUUUUACCAACACUAAAUUUUUUAUUCUAAGAUUCGACAAAUGUCGUUUGUCAAAUUCCGAUCUAUAAAUAUCAUUCAAGGUUUGACCAAACUGUUUUGUUCCCCAAUAUUUCAUAUUUUAUUCAUACUUACUGUAAAAUGUAUAAAUAUAAUCGAUUAUAAUUUUGUUUUUUUUUUAUUUUACAUUAGUAAAUUAUACAUCGAAACCUGGCAGGUAUUUGGCUUUUAUAAUAUAUUGGUGAAUUAGGAUGAAUUUUUUUCGAUUUUUAUCAGAAGAUCUAAAAUCUAGCCGAUUAUAUAUUAUAUUGCACUAUUACAUUGUACACAUUAAUAAAUUAUGCAUAUAAAAUACACUAAUUAAAGUUCCAAACCGCGCAAUGCAAAUAAUACUGUUUUUUUUUGUUUACAAGCUAAAAGUCCAUUGUUGAAUUCUCUCUUUUUUUUUUUUUUUUUUGAUUGCGAUAUUAUGCAAUAAUUGUCUGAAGUAAACAAGUGUCAUAUUAUCAUUUUUAAAACCUGAUGCCAUCGUAUUCAUCAACCGUGACAAUUUAUUAGAUGAGCCAACAUAAUGUAUCACAAUAAAACUUAUCACGAUCAAAAUUCUUAUUUAAUGUAUUUUUUUUUCAAAAAUUAAAAUACUUAAAUACCGUCCAAAUUCUGUCAACGUACGAAGUUUUUCUACACCCACGCGAAUGCAUUCCCGUUUUACUAUAUAUUAUAUCAUAUAAAACUGCUUAUGCCGUAAAUUGUUUGUAUACACUGUCAAUAAUAUUUUUUUAAAUGUAAAUUUAAAAAAUACGAAAUUUGUCGUGGGUGAACAAACGAUCAACUUAUGAUGUGAUGCACUAUGUCAUAAUUUAGCGGAUUUGAUUAAUGAAAUUAAUUGAUCUUUUAGUUCGUUACUUGAUAUAGAAGAAAUCAUUACAUUGUUUUAAAGAAUGGACUAAACGUUAAAUUCGUGGUCCAAGCACAGGGUAUAUUGGAGUAUAACAAGGAUAAUUUUAAGUAUAAAUUUAAAAAAAUAACUAUUGCCAUAUCAAAACGAAAUAAUUUAAUUUAAAAACAUUAUCCAAAAUUCUCGAACGAGUAUUUGAUAUUUGACAAUUUGUCAUUUCAGUCAAUUUUGUUACUAAUACAAUAUCAAAUCGCCGAAAAUCGUCAAAAAAAAAAAAAAAACAAUAAUCCAUGAAAUUUGGGAUGAAAAAAGUCAAAAAUAUUAUCGGAAAAAUAAGUGAACAUAAUUUUAGACUGUGAGCGGCAGACGCGGCGUUUAGGGAGACCAUAAGGCCAUAGCACCCCUAAACAUUAAACUACUUAUAAAUAAUAAUUUAUUUCAGAAAUCUGUAUAGAAGUUCAGAGUGUUAAUAAAUUAUAAUCACGGCUUUUGCAAAUAGUUGCGCUAUCACAUUAAACGGUCAGGGGUCAUAUUGACCGACGGACGUCUGGUCAUGUUAGUUAAAAUAUAAUUUUUGGACCAAAAGGAUAUCACCUCCCCCCACUAGAAGACGAAACAAAUCCUUCACUGGUGAGCGAAGCGAAAAACGUAUUGAUUUCACUAUAAUGUGUGGUUUUUUUUUUUUAAAUUUUUUAUUCUGUUUGUUCACAAGUUCUCUACCGAGAAUCUUGUUCCAAUCAAAAAAGGACAUUUUUGUUAAAUUUUAAAUAUAGUUGGCAUAUUUAUUCAUUUUUUUUGUUUUUCAAGCAAUUUUCAUAAUAAUUUGAAAAAUGCAAAAAAAACGGACAAAUUAACGGCGUUAACGAUUUCAUUAUUUUAAAUUUGUUCGAUUUAGUUUUUCUACCAGAAAUAUUGCACCAAAAUUAAAGUGUAGUAUACCUUUUAUAAAUAAUAUGUUAUUUAGUUGACGUGUAAUAAUGUUAUUUGUUUAUUUUAAUUCCGGUUUCUAAAUGAUUAUGCAAUAAACCGGAAAAACGUAAGAAAUACUGAAAUAACAUAGUUUCAUAGUUUUCAAUUUUGUUUUUUUAUUUGUUUCUAAUUUAGUAAAAAUGUUUCUUAAAAACCUGAAACUGUCACAGAAUACUUAUAUGGCCUUUUCUAGACGUGGUAAAAUGUUUAAAAUGUACUUUAGAUUUAUGAGCUAUUUAUAGGUAUUUAAAAUGUUCGAUAGAUUUUUAGUUUUUAUUUAAUAGAUAUUAUAUCGGUAUCAGUUCUUUUGUAAUAUUCCGUCUAUUUCUCUGUAUAAAUUAUAAGUAGUAUUAAGAUUUCACAUGGUAUUCGUGAAAUUCCUUUGCGAAUUUUUAUUAUAGUCUGUGUUAUGUAUGUUACACCUAUACGAUAUUAUUUUCAAUUUUAUACUUACCUACAGUGUACAAGACAUAUACAGCAGUAGAAUAUUAUGGUCGGCGAAAAGUGACUUAAAAUUAAUUUUAUUGAAAACGAGUUUGCCAAAACGUUCAACCGGUUUUUCGACAUUUUUCAGUAUAAGUGUUUUCGUACGAUUAUAUUGAAAAUACCAAGUAAAAAUAUUCAACCUAAGUACAAACAAGACCACGGAAUCCAUUUUACUGGCAGACAAUAAUAUUUUGUACAAGAUUUUAAUAUCGUUCCUAUAUACAACGGGGAAAAAUGUACAUAAAUAAUGUACCUAUAUAUAAGAAAAAUAGCUAUGAAUGUUUAUUUAAAAAACAUAAUAUUAUUUAAAAAUUAAAAAGUUAAAAUUGAAGCGUAGAUCGCUUUUCAACCGUAUAAUUACAAUAUUUACCUGUUAAUUUAUCUUAAUUUCUAGACUAGCGAAAAGAAAGUUUUAAUUAUAAAUUUAAAUACUUCAUAAAAAUCAGUGAGUUUAAUAUUUGUUUAAUAUAGUACCGAUUUUCCCGUUUCUCUAUGUUUUUUUACGUUUUCUGGGACAACUCUUGGAAAAAUCGAAAAAUUACCUACUUAUAGUACCUUCCCAAUCAAAUUUUCCUCAGAAAAAGUUUUAUCAUUGUAAAUCGAAGCAAAAUUUCUAGUAUAAAAAGUUCAUACAAGAAAAAAAAAACAUCUUUAUAAAACCAAAAUACUCUCCACUCAGAAUCUAAAAUAUUAUGCUAAUUAAACGAAAAACAGUGAACAUAUAUUUAUUUGAUGUAUAUCUGUACGCAACGAUUAAUCAUUGCUAACAAAAAACUAUUCUAGUCAGAGUUCGGUUAUACAUGUUUAGAAAGACCGUAGGUAAUAUUUCCGAUUUUCGUCAAAAUGUGAUAUUAAAAUUCUUAAAAAAAAAAUACUACAUUAAACUCAACUUUUCCUUGUUGGCAACUUAUAUAGUAUAUUAUAUAGUACAACUAAUAUAAUGAAACUCUCUUUUCAAAAAUUUCUGUUUGGUUUAACAAUUUCGUUCAAAGAGUACCUACCGAAUAUAAAUUAUGUAAAAACUUCCAAAAUUAUAAUGUUUAUAAAUAGCUCAUGAAUGGCUCAAUUAUUUUGAAAAUUUUACUUCUUCUAGAGAAAAUAAAUAUAAGUUCUCUGUCUAAAUUUCAAGUAUAUGAAUAUUUUAAUUGAAUCGGAACAAAAAAACAAAAUUUCAAAUAAUAAAAAAAUUAUUUUUGUAAAUUUGCCCGUUCUUUCUACUUUUUUUUUUUUGGUUUUGCUGAAUUAUUAAAAAAAAACUACACAAAAAUCAAAAACCUUCUUUCUAAUUCACCAAUCAAAUUAAGAAUUUAACAAAUAUGAAUUUUUUGUUGAUGAUGCAUUAUUUCUGGUAGAAAAUAUCGUUUAUACAAACUUCAAAUAAUGAAUUUGGUAACGCCAUGGCGUGUAGUAAAUAUAUGCCGUUUUCCUUAUUAUUUUCUAUUGGGUUUUUCAUAUUUAUUUCGAAAGCCCCUAAGAAAAUAAAAAAUUAAUGUUUUUGAUACACUAAUUAAACAAAAUUACUCUUUAGAAAAGGUUCAAUACUUUAUACUUCGGAACAAGAGGAAAGUUUUAGUAGGAAAUUUAUUCACAGUCGUAGACAAAAAUAUUAAUAAUAAUAUAAAAACAUACGUCAUAAUAAAACCAAUAUAUUCCUGUCUAUGUCAAAUUUCAAUAUAUCGAUUUCUAAUGAUCAUGUGUAUAAUUUCUACCUAUGUUAAUUAAAAAUGAAAGUAUUUAUUUACGCAUUAAAAUAUUAAAUGAUGCAAAAUUGUGUUCAAGAAAUAAUAUACUACAUGAAAAUAAUAUUUUAUAGUUUAAAAAAUUGGUACUUUGUGUUAGGGUAUUAAGUUUAAUACCGCGUAGAAGUAGUUGGGUAUAAAUGAAUGCCACACAUAACAAACAAUAAGUUCGGCGCCACUGUUUCUACGUAUCAAAUUAUUUAUAUCGAUAUACCAUUUAUUCAGAUAACUUAUAAACAAAUGUAUAGGUAGCCAAACUAUUUGAAAAUCAAAAUUUAUUUGAUACCAGUGAUACCAAAUAGUUUGGAUCACUCGAAAAACUUUCGAUUUUUAGAAUAAAUGAUUUUUUUUUCGGUUCUUCCCUACUAAGAAUUUUUAAAUUAUAUUUUUAAGUAACUGCGUACAGUGAUAUUUAUAGUCAACAACGACGAUACGAAUUUACACAGGUUUUUUGUAUACAUUUUAUGACACUGCGUAAAACGUUUAUAACAACCAUUAUUGUUGUUGGCGUCUUGCACGGAUGGGAGGAGAGGUAAUCAAAAAUAAUAAUAUAUAAAUCAAAUUAAACUAAAUACCUACUCGUAUAAUUUCCGUAGUUCUUAUCUGACGUUGAACCUGUUUAAUAAUAAUACACACUAUCAUAAUCAUAGCGUAUAUAGACAUAGUAUAUUGUUAAUUAAAACACAUAAUAAAUAAUUAUUAUUAUUAAUAAGUGUCAAUUAUAAUAGCUUUUAUCAAACAAGAUAGCACAUUUUUCGUUUUUUUUUUCAAUAUUGGUCAGCCGUACCUAGUUCGAUUGAAAGUCUGUACCUACAGUCAGUUAUUUCUAUUCUGUUUUAUUAAUACAUAACCUCUUGAUUUUAUUGCAAUAUAACAUUUGUUUAGAGCUAUACGCGUCGAUCUUCAAUAACAAUUAAUAACAACAACUUAUUUUGGAUACCUGUGUGAAAAGAAAUCGAGAUUACCUUUUAAGCUUUUGUAUUAUUUUCGUAAGUAUAAUAUGAUUAUUGUGUUAUCUAUAUUACGAAAGGCUCAUACUCGUUAUUACAAAAAUGUAUUGAUUCUAAUAAACUAAAUAAUAAUUUGUUUAUACGAGUUGUAUGGUACCGAUUGAGUGUCAAUAAUAAUUCGUUAAUUUGUCGAAUUCACUCGUACUCUUACCUAAUAAUAUGAUAACAUUGAUAACGUUUGAGUGCAGUCGAUUGGUGCUAUAUAAUAGUACACUCUUGCACAACUAUUUAUUAAGAGCAUACUAUGUUCAGUGUUUGUUUAAAAAUUUUAAAAAUACAUACAUAAUUCGACACAAUAACAUGUAAAAUAAUCGUCAAUUGGUCACGGAAAUUUUAAAACAUUUACCAGUAGAACGUAAAUGUAAAAUUAUUAUAAGUACUUGGAACAAAUAUUAAGAGGUAUUCGAGUUAAGUACUUACCUACCUAUAAAACAAUAUGAUAAUAUAUUUAUUUAAUAUUUUCGAUUAGGUAUAUUAUUUGUAUGUUAUUGCAUGUGUGUCUUAAAUAAAUCGAACAAUAUUUGUUUCAAAUACUUAUUGUUGAAUUGUGUUUUUGACGAACUCGUGGCUUGAAUAUAAAAAAAAUCAAAAUGAAAGACUAAUUCUUAAAUCUUAAAUGCAGAAGAAUAUUUUGAUACAGUUUUCGAUCAGACAUAUUUCAUCGAAUGACUAUAUCUAGAACUUUUUAUAAGCAUUUCGUGUUUGGGUGGCCAAUAAACGGUUUUUUGUAUUGAAAUUUUUACGAUUAAAUAUCAUAAAAUGCCAAAUAUAGUGAUAUUAUUGUUUUCUGCAGUCUAUCUACAUUCUACUUGUAUAACGAUUUAUUUAAAAUAAUAUUCUUUUAUGCAGAGAGUUUGAUCAUAAUACUUAAUAAUAUAAUCCCCCUCCCCCAAAGUAUGUAUGUCUCGUAAAAAAGAGGCUAAUUUUGGUACGAAAAAGAAUUUGUCAGCUUCGCCGAAUAAAAAAUUGAUAUCUAAAUGGGUGCUAAGUUUAAGAAAUUAAAAAAAAAAUACUUGAUAAUAAAUGAGUUUAUACUAAUGAAUCAUUUAUAAAUAUAUCAUUUCAAUGAUACAAUAUUAUAAAUAAAACUUAAAACUUCCCAAUUCAAAAACUUAGUAGUAAUAAGAAAGAAAUAUUUUGUUUUUUUUAAUUUUUGGUAUCCACUCAGAUAUCAAGUGUUUUUUUUUUCGGUAAAACUGACAAACUCAAUUUUUCUUUGCCCCAAACUUAACACAUUUUUCACAUUGAGUUUUUUGGUAAGAUUUCAUAAUUUUUGUUUACGAACCUUUAAAAUAAAAUAAUAUUUAGUUAUUAUUACAUCAUUCAUCAAUUUGUCUUGCAAGUGGUUGUAGUAGUGAAAUAAAUAGUGUACUUACGUUAAUACACUUUCCCAUCAUUCAAGACAGUUUCUUAAUAAUUUUUCUCGUACCCAAUUAUCAACUUUAACACUAUCUAUUUGUUCGAAAUUUUAAAGGUCUAACUCGAUUGGAAAUACCCUAGGUUAAUGAUAUUCUAUCAGUCAGUCAAUCAGCGCCCAAAGUUUUAAUUUUUAGAAAUUAUUUUACCUAUAGCCGCAGUGACAUAUAUCCAGGGAUAUUGUUGGGGAGGGGGAGGGACUGAUCAAUUACACAUCACAUUACAAAAAACCAUGACUGUAAAUUGAGUAUUUAAAGAAAAAAAUACCUAAUUAAAACAAUUAUUUCAUUCUUUCUGAAAUUUCGAGGGGGAGGCCUCCUGGAUACGCCAUUGUAUAUAAGUAUCAAGUGUUGAAUACUGCUUAUAGUUGAUAACCUCUUAAGUCCCCCGAUAUAAACACUUUUGCAUCCAAUAUAUAUUUAUUUUUUUUUUUCUAGCUUGUUUACAACUAUUAUUUUGUUUUAUUUUUACCAUUCGAUAAUUCCAGUACACAAUAACAAUAAAUACUAAUUUAAUACGACAACGACUCGAUUAAACGAUUAAACGGGGGAAAUGAUUCGAAAGCAAUAUAACUUUACUGUAUAAAUGGGAUUGAAACUAAUUCACCGGUUUUUUUUUCUUUUUUAUUCUCGGUUUUAAUAAUUGUCUAUACUUACUUAUAUAAUAUUGGUUUAUCGAUCGUUUACUGCCGCCAUAUCAAUUAAUAAAAUAAUACAAUUCCGGCUUAUUGCUCAAUCGUAUAUAGACGGAAAUAAUUAAUUAUAUUAUUUUGAAAACAACCCCAAAAUCUUUUGUCCAUAAAUUAUACUGGUCUUUCUCUCUUUUUUAUCGAUCGUUUUACGUGUUUAUAAAGGGCUUUUAAAUGUUUCAGACACUACAAACACGAUUACGUUGACAAUUUGAAUGUUUUAAUUUUUUUCCAUAGCUCUAAAGGUUUAGAUUAAAUAUCAUUAAGCCGUUCAAAGUUAUAUUUUUAAUAAAACCAUUUUCAGUCAUCUUCAUUUAAGGUACACAAGUAAAACUCACUAACGGUAAUGCAUCACGUGUUGAUUGUACCCGUCCACGCGCUUAUUUAUUUUAUUAACAAUUAUGCGAGUAAUACAAAACAUAAUAUUACUCGUAUUAUCAUAUCUACUAACAAUACAUCCAAGUGUGCGCUUUUGAAAUUAAUAUAAUAAACGUCUAAUAUGAAUGCAACAAUUAAACAAAUUUUUAAAAAAAUACGUACAUACUUCGCACGAUGGGGGAGCCACUGUCGUAGGUGAGAAGUUAGGAAGGUAGGAUAUACAUGAAAAUUAAAUGUGCUAAUUGUACACAACAAUUUAUUAUGCACAAAUAUUUUAAGAGUAAAUAUAAAAAAAGCUAAUUUUGCUGAUAAAUGUGCCACUAUAUUAGGUGAAAAGUUGGGAAGGUAGGAUACAUAAGUAAUUUAUACCUAUAAACAACGGUGAACUAUUGCUAACGAAGUACGAUUCUGAAUGAAGUUCGGUUGUACAAUUGUAAAUAUUUUAAAAUGCCCUAAUUUUUACAGUUUUCGUUAAAAUUUAACAAAAUUUUCUUCCAACUUGUUUAAAAUAAAAACUAAGUACUACAUUAUGCUCAACUUUUUUUUAACCACUAAAUACAACUUAUAAUGAACCUUGUUUGAGAUUUCCAAGCAUUUUUCCUAGUUUAAAUAAUUUUAUCCACAAAGAUUACCGAAUAAAAACUAAAAAAUAUAUAAAAUAGCUAUAAACAGCUCAACAAUGAAUGUUUGGAAAUAUUAACUACGUCUAGAAUAGGCCAAUAUAAGUAUUCUGUGAAAAUUUCAAGUAUUUACGAAUAUUUUUAACCAAAUAAAAAUACAGACAUAUUUCGUUCCACGGUUGAUAGUAAGAAUUUAGGAAUUAAAUAAUAUAUAUGUAAGCAACGAUUAAUCAUUUUUAACAAAAAUCAAUUCUUAACAGAGUUCGAUUAUACAUAUUUUGAAAGGCCUUAUUAUUUACGAUUUUUAUCAAAAUUGUAUACUUAAAUUAUUUUUAAAAAAAAAUCUCCAUUAACCAGAAAGCUUCAUUUUUCAAGUACUAGAUAAAUUUAAUCAGAAAAAAAUAACCUUUAUUUAUCAUUUUAUCGGGUGUUUACCAGUUCGAUAUCGAAAAAUAUCGGUAGCCCUGUCGAAUAUUUUUGGCAUUAAAAAAAUAUAGCAGUUACCCUCAACAAAAUAUAUCAGUUGCUCCCAAUCAAAUAUACCUGUUGCCCCUAAAAAAAUCUCAACGUAUAAAAUAGCACGUAAAAAUAGGACAAUUUUACUCUUUUAAUAAGUAAUGAUUCUCUAUAGUUGGUUAACUAUUUUUAAUAAAAUAAUAAAAUAAAAACAAAAUUAUCAAAAUGGUUAAUACUCUUAAAUAAAUAUAGUAAAUAAACAUAUACAUUUUUUAUUUAUAUAUUUAUUUACUAUAAGUAUUUGUAUUAAUUUUUUGUUUUUUUCGUCACAUGUACCUCCCCUAUUUUAUGCCAAUUGUGGUAUUAUUUUUGUGUAGAUAAUAUGUUGAGGGCAUCGGGUAGAUUAGGUUCAGAGCAACAACUGCAUCCGAGUUCCGUCCCAAUAACCUUUUUAUAUACCAUUUCCGUCCAGAGUGAAAAAUAAGUAUAUACCAAUUCCGUUCCGAUUAAAAAUGUGUAUUUACCAAUUCCGUUCCAAAUAAAAUUGUUCUUAUCAAUAUUAAAAUACAUAAAUAUUAAAUAAAAAAAAUUCAAACGUAGUAUAUACCUUCAUAAAUAAAUAUUUGUUAUUGGAUUAAAUUUAUACAGACAUUUUUCUUAUCAAUGUUAAAAUAUAGAAAAAAUUCAAUUAAUAUUAACGUAUUAAUGUAUACAAAUUCGAUUAUUUAGUGCAAUAACUGAAAGCAAUAUUAUCUUUAUUUCUAAAUAAUAUUAAAUUGUUACCGUAGUCGUAAAUUGUAUACUAUAUUAAUAUAGUGUAUAAAAUGCAAAACAAGACGCGGAACUCGUACAUUCGGGACGGAAUUACUAUAUCCACUUUAAAAACCCGAGCAACUGGUACAUUUUCCUUUAGGUUGAUUGAGGGAAAUUGAUAUAAAAAUAGGUACUUUUGAGGGUAACUGAUACAUGCCCCAUUUUAUUAUAAUAUGACAUAAUAUAUAUAUAUUGUUGACAAAGCAACACUAUCAACUGAACUUCGCUCAGAAUUGUUUUUUCGUUAACAGUGGUUUAUUGUUGCUUACAGAUAUAUAUUAAAUUCCCGUCUGUAUCCUACCUUCCCAACUUUCCACCUACAAAAGUAGCUGCACCCACGUGCGAAGUAUGUCCAUUAUUUUUUCAAUCGAUUUGUCUUCGAGGGGGUCAUCGAUUUGAAGAAAAAUUUAAUUUUUAUUUUCAUCCCCUAAACACAAAAAAAAAAAUAACUAUUUAUUCACUUGAGAAAAUUUUCAAUGUAUCAUACAUUCGUAUCCGAUGAAUAAUUUCUUAGUUAUAGCCUUUUUAAUUAGGCGUGAAAACAAUUAAUUUUCAGUAAAAUAACACGUUAUGCGAUAAGGAAUUCCAAUCGGCACAGUAAUUCUUUACUUUCUAUUGAAUAUUAAUUGUUUUCUCGCCUAUUUUCUAUAAAUUAAAAUGGCUAUAACUAAGAAAUUUUUUUAUUUUAAACAUUUUUCGAAUUUCUUAGGGGUUUUCUCAUCAAAUUUAAAAAACCGUAGAAAAAAAAACGGGAAAAUAUAAGAAAUGUAGGUAUUAGUUAAAAUAUAUUACGGCCUUCUUUUUUUCUGUGAUCAACUUAUCAACCAGCAAUUUUGCUUUAAAUUUUAAUGGUAGUAAUGUUUCUAAAAGGAAAUUUCACUAGAGAGGUAUUUUAGAGAGGUAAUUUUUCAAUUUUUUCAGAUUUCCCAGUAAAUAUGACAAAACAUGGGAAAAACGUGGGAAAAUUGGGAAAAUCGGUAUAACAUUAAACAAAUAUUAUUAAAGAUAAUAUAUAACGCCUAUUUAAUUAUUUUACUAAAAAAUGACAUAAUAUGUUGUUGACUAAGCAUCAACUGAACUUUUUUUGUAAGCAAUGAUUUAUCGUUGCUUACAGGUGUAUAUUAAAUUAUCUAUAACAGUGGCUGAACCCGUCCCCAUUAUCCUAGGACGUCUUUUUUAUAAGUUAAAUGUAUGCAAUACUGAAAACUAUUAAAUUUAAUCAAACCGUUGAAGUUUUGAUGAAGUAUUAAUUUCCUUACCUCGUCCAUCAUCUGCGUAUAAAUGUGAUCUUGUUUAAAUAUUCGAAAUUGAAACAAUUCGAAUUCGAACAACGCUGCCAACAAAAACCAUUACCAGAGAAAAUGUCUUUCGCAUACUUAUUAGUUUUUUGAUAAUAACAUGUCUUGUUAUGUUAUAAUAAUAUUAUAUAAUUCUGACAAUUCUACGUUUUUAGAAUUAUUAAAGUAUAUUGUUAGAAUCAAUAUCACAAUCAAAAUUUAAGAGAUACCUAUUAUGCUAUAUUAAUUUAUUCCUAAGAAGUUCGAUAAAUCAUAUUUCCUACACAUAAACUAUAAUAGAAUAUAUGACUCACGUAUAAAACAAUAUUUACAAAUUAUUAAAUAUUUGUAUGUAUUUAGGAAUAACAAUCAUAGUUUAAACAAUAUUAAUAUCUUUAGUAUAAUAUACUAGGUAUGAUGUAUAUUAUAGAUCAUUGUGAUCCAACCGUGGUAGCGAUUAUAGGUCUUUAUUUCUCACAAUGGUAUUUGAUAUUUUCCGAUAUUUUUUUAUUAUUUUUUGGUUUUAUGUUUUAUGAAAAUCACCUAAAUAUAAGUGUAGGGUAUCGACCGCAUUAGUAUUUUACCUUCUCAUAAAACACAUUAAUUAGCCGUCUCUUUUGGAUUGGAAGGAUUGGUGUUUUCCUCGGUAUUGGGCGGUUUGACCAUUUUGGUUAUAGCUAUCAACGUCCUGAGUGCUCGUUUUCUGAUGACCUCAUCCUUCACCAUUUCUAGGGGGCGGAGGAGCGACAACAAAGUGAGCUCCCGGAUGGCCGGGUCCGUGAGAAUCUUGUUGAACACUUUUUGCGUCUCUUUGUAUAUCAAUGACGAGGUAUUGGUGUCCCGUAUGAUAACCGUAAUCAUCUUGUAUAUCAUGCGCAUCGAGUAGAACGCGAAAUCGUUGGUACCGAUCACAUCAAUAAAGUUGAAUAAUGCCCGAGUCGUGUCCGAGCAUACCUCAUCCGUGCCCAUCACCUUGGCCGUUGCCAACGUAUUUUCCACUAAAGGCAUUGCAUCCUGGGAACUGAGCGCCUUCUCCCAGAUAUUUGACUUAUAUUCUUCGCAGUUGUAAAGUACCCCUGUCUCCUCCUCUUCGGAUACCGACUGCUGGACACUUUUCAAGUCUUCGUACAUCUUAUCUUCCACAUCGGAAUCGGAUACCGUCUUCGGGAUGGGCUUGGACUUUUUGCAACUCGCUUCCUGUGCACACGUGACUUACGGUUAUUAUUGGUUCCAUAUUAUAUAACAUAAUAAUAUAUGGUACCUGACAAAGUUGAAAAAUAUGUGGGAAGCUUAUGAGUAAGAAACUACAAAAAAUUGAUAUUGGUAAGAGACAAAUGGAACGAAGUGUGAUGCAGCCUUGGACCUAAAUGGCCCAAAAACUGAAAGAAGAAAAAUAUUCGAUACAUUUACUGUUAAUCUUAACUAGCAGGCUGUAAUGUAUAUUCCAGACAGGAGUGGAUUUAAUCCUCAUUGAAUAUUAAGGGAUGGUGACAAUAUUUACUAGUGAAACACACAAAAAAAAUAUGAGGUGGUUAUGCAAUUUGGAAAACAAAUUACACAAACGUUUUUACAGAAUACAUUUAAAAAUACCAUAAAUGCAAAUUAUAUUAUUAUUCUACCGAAAACAUAAAUGUGAAAAAUAAUAUUGACAAUUUUUGUCAAAAUUUGAUUUUAACUCUUAUAAAAAUAUCCAAAUAUAUUACCUACAUUACAAUCAAUUUUUUUGCUGAUCACUAAGUGCGACUUAUAAUGAACCUUCCUAGCUACGCUUCCGAAUCUAAAAUUGAAAAUAAUUAAACUGUUAUUUCCGUAAAUUCCCUUUUGUCUUACUUUCUACUUUCUAAAAGCGAAAUUAAAUAGAUAAAAUAAAUUCAAUUUUACGUGGUGUACCCCUGUUUUCUCCCCAUUUUCUCGGCCCUUCAAAACUAAAAUAACCAUCUUUUUAUUCAUCCGUGUCACCAUCUAGUGAGAUUUUUGUUCUCAAAUUAUCAAGUGCGAUCCUAAAAAGGGUUUAGGAAUUAAAUUUCGGAAAUCCGACUUCAAUAUAUGUAGUACACGGACCGUCGGACCUGUUCAUUCGCUUCUAGGGAUGUAAAUAUUGUCAGACCUUCGCACGUGAUUGAUUCGGUCAUAGAUCAAGCACAAGCACAAAAACAUUUACUUUUAUAUCAAUGGAUAAAUGCGCAGUUGCCCAAAUUGUCAUUCAUACUUCACGGCUGUACGCAUUAUUAUUAUACAAUAGUUUUUUUUUUAUUAUUAUCAUUUACCUGUAAUGUCAAGCACAAUAUUACCACGAUGAUAGCGUAAAGUUUGAAACCUCUCAUGGUGUGUAUUUAUAUAAAAAAAAAUUAAAAAAAUUAAAUUAUAUCUUAUAACUCUAUUUAUAUAAUAUUUACACUCACAGGUACGACGAGAAAUAUAACAAAUUCAGAUGAAAAAAUUACUCAGUUUUAUACCCAUCUUGCAAAAACGGUAUCGCCGCAAGUGUUCCGAACAUAUGUUUCGGCGGACAAAUUAUAUUGGAGAAAAAAAAAUAAAAUUAUUACCUGUACGUAUUUUAAACAAAUAAGCGUCAACCUGCGGCAUUUAAAUGCUUUAUUAUUACGCGUUUUUUUGAAAAAAAAAAAAAACCUAAAUAUAUUAUUGGGAAAAUUGGAAAAAUAUUGCUCCGCACAUCUGCGGGUAAUAACGUAGUAGGUAUAUAAGUGUAUUAUAGUUACGCGAAAUUAUUAGACGAAAUAAAUACCAACACCUAUUCAUCGCGAUUUUGACGAAGCCGAAAACCGAAAAUACUGUGUAUACCUGCCGUUAAAUUAUACAAUAAUAUUGUUUUAUUUUAUCAUCGUUCGCGUGUUUUUAAGACCACAUCACAUAAGUUUUUGUUCACUUGAAACGGAUUAUUGAUAAUAUCCCCGAUAAAUAAACGCGACACGAGACUAAUAUUAUAUUUUUCGAUUAUUAUCGUAUCGUAUUCUGUUCCCCAGUUUAAUAUAUUAUUAUUAUUAUAAUUGGGAUUAUGAAUUUAAUGUACUUGCGUGUUUUUUUCUUUUCGUUUUAGUUUAAAGUAUAACACUUUUAUAGUUUCGACGAAACCGUUCCAUUUUUACAGUCAGAUAAAUUGCCCAAGUCAAGUAUUAUUGAAUCGCGCAUUCAUGCCUAUACAAUUUUAGAUACCUAUUGUCCAGCUUAAAAAUAUGUAAAUAUUUAAAACAAAAAUUAAAUAGUAAAUAAUUUUUUUUGCAUAUUUUUGAAACUAAAUGCGUGUUUUUAAAUAACUUAAGAAUUUUAAAAGUAUAUUUCGUAAAUUAUUUUUAAAAUGCGCAUUUGACUAAACAUUAUAUAAAUAAAGGUUCGACCUGCUGAUUAUAUAUAGUCACUUUCGAGAAAACUGCAAAAUUUGCAACCAUGAUAGACACUAUAUCGUAUAAACUGUCGGCAUAAAGUCGUUUUUUGAUUUCCCUAGUAGUUUUUUUAAUAAUUGAGCAAAACCGAAAAAAAUCGUAGAAAAAACGGGAAAAUUCACAAAAUAGUACUUUUAUUAUUUUAAAUUUUGUUUUUAAUGUAAUUCAAUUUAGUUUUGACAAAAAAUUUGUGUUUCUUUCUAGACGUGGUAAAAUGUUUGAACUGUUAUAAGACAUUUUAAUUUUGAAAGUUUUUUACGUAAUUUUUACUUGGUAAUUACUCCGUGAAUAGAAUGAUUAAACUAAAUAAGAAUGAUUGAAAAUUUAACAGAAAGUUUAUUAUGCACCAUACUUGGUGGUCAAAAAUAAAAAUGAGUGUAAUCUAGUAUUUUUAUUUUUUUAUAAAACUUUAGAACAAAUUUUAACGAAAAUCGUAAAUAUUUAUGGUUUUUUCAAAACAUGUAUAAUUGAACUUUUACAAAUCGUCGUUCAUUACCGAUUUAUCAUUACUUCCAGAUAUAAAUUAAAUAACUUUAUGUAUCCUCCUUUCCUAACUUCCCACCUAAAACAGUAGUUUCCAGUCCUCAAUAUGAGCUUUUUUUUUUAUUUAUAUAUUAUAAUCAUUUGUACAAAUUUUACAAUAGUAGUAAAUAAGUUAAACAAAAUUUGUUAGGGUUUUUGCGAUACCUAUACCUAAUUCAUAAUUCUUUUCAUUUAUUUGCAAUGUUACACAAAUUUUAAUUACUAUCCGCCAUAUGUUUUGUAUCGCAUUGGAAAAAAAAACCACAUAAAUUAUAAUAUAUUUGUUUUUGUAAUUUUCAUUAAUUUUACAAAAACAAAAUAUUUUUAUACGUAGUUUUACAUAACUCACUCGUAUAUAUAUUUUUAUAUUCGGUGGUGCAACAAGACGAAUAUUGUUCAGUCAUGCGUAUCAAAUAAUAAACACAUGUCUAUAGGUAUACUUAAGUAAUACUUACUUAUUAUCAAUUGGUAUUAGGUACCUUGCUCUAACUUUCAAGUGUAGUACCUUUUCUGAAAGGAAAUUUUAUUUGGGCUGUUUUCAUAAUAAUGUUAGGAAAAUCCAGGAAAAAACGUAUAGGAAAAACAGGAAAAUGUAUGAAAUACAUUAUUUUCAAUUUUGUUAUUUGUUGCGAUUCAGUGAAAAUAUUCGAAAGGACUUGAAAUUUAUAUUUAUUUUUUCUAGACGUGGUAAAAUGUUCAAAGCAUAUUAGCCAUUUUUGAGCUAUUUAUAGAUAUUCUAAUUUUUCUAGUUUUUUCUCGUAAUUUUUAUUGGAUAGGUAUUUGGGGAUUAAAUUGUUAGACCAAACAGAAAUGCUUCAAAAUUUAAUACAAGGUUCAGGAUAAGUCAUAUCUACUUUGAGGACAAAAAAAAUUCAAUGUGAUGUAAAAAUGUUUUAUAAGAUUUUUAAUAUCAAAUUUUGACGAAAAUUGUAAAUAUCACGACCUUUCAAAACAUGUAUAACUAAAUUCCACUCAGAAUAGUUUUUCAUUGGCAAUGGUUUAUCGUUGCCUACUUCCCACCUAAUAUAGUGACCAUAGACGCCCGCAGGAAAAUUAUUAGGGAAGGGCAGUGGCAGUGUCUUAGUAAAGUUUCAAAUGACCAUAUUUUUUUUUUUUUACUUAUAACCCUAAAUAAGAAGAGGGGCAUAAUAAAAUCAAAUAUCAAUAAAUUAUAUAAAUUAUUUAAUAGUCAAAAUUUUAAAAUCCAGGGGGGCGAUGCCCCUUUUACCCCCUACCCCCUAUGGGCGCCCUUGAUUGGAGCACACCUAUCAGUUGUAUCAGCUCUUUUUUACUGUAUUGUGUAUUGGUAUUCUUAUUAAAAAUAAGAGAACGACUUUUUGUUUCAUUGUAACUGUUUUAUAAGACCAUUUUCACAUUCUAAAACGAUAACGCUGACAUAAUAAACCUAUUAUAUGUAUAGGAAAGCCUAAAUGAUAUUCAGGUUCAAAUAUUCAACCUACAUUUGAGUAAAUUGAGUAGCAUUUUAACAUGUAGAUAAACCGAGGCCCAUUUGAAAAAUAACACUUACAUAUUACCUACCCUUAAUGGUGCCGGUAUAAUGUACUUAUUAUAUACUGUUAACGAUCGAAAGUUCCACCCACAAAUUUCAUAAACGAGCAUGUUAUAUUAGUUUUUUAAAUUUGUAUUCUAAUAAUUAUCGUAUAAUACCAUUUUUUAUCACGCGAAAAUAAUAAUCAGAAUACACGGAAAUUAACCAAAAUUAACUUACAGCAUAAAUAAAAUUACAUUAAAUGGAAGGAACUAGAACAAAGAGCAUGUACUGAAAAUGUUAAAAAAUUAAAAAGAAAAAUGGUACAAAAUUUUAAAAUUAAUUGUAGAUACGACUAUGGUUUUCAGAAAAAAAAUCUUGCUCUUAGAAGUAAUUAAGAAAAUAUCUCACUUUUAAAAAAAAUCUUUGAUCUGAUUUUACUUAUUAUUCAUUGUAAUCCGAUUUUAAAAGAACAUUUAACAUCACUUAAUAAGUGGAUAUCUAAAAUCAAUUACUACCCAACAACUAUACAAAAUUAAUUAUUUAUAUGAUAAAACUAAAAUUCUAGAAAAAUUAAAAAAAAAAAAAGUAAAUAUUAUGCUAUAUUAUUUGAUACUCUGGAUUUUUUACAAACCUUUAUCACAAAUUAUAAGAUAUGUAUAAAAAUAAUGAAGUAAUAAAACUAAUGAAGUACCUAAUAUUUUAAGAAAGUUGUAUGGAUUUUAUAGAAACAUAAGAAAAAGUUGAAACUAGUUUGGCUUUAAAUAUUAUCGAUCAAUUUAUAUUUAUAUUGAUUUAAUAUUAUUAUUAAGUUAUUAAAUUUAUUUAUAUUCAUUAAAUUAUAUUAAUAUGUAUUUAUAUUUGUAUUAAUUUACUUGUGGCUGGCUUGGAUAUAAAUAAUUGUUGAGGUCAGGGUUUUGAUAACGGAGCAAAUAUGACAGAGGAAAUUAUAGGCGUUCAGGCAAACAUAACUAAACAUAAACUAAAUGAGUUAGCAAUUUUUAUACCUUGUACAGCCAAUAGUUUAACUUCAUGUAUUCUACCUUUAUAAUUUGUUUUUUAAUAUCAACAUUAGUCAGUGAUUAUAAUCAGUUAUAUCAUAAAAUAAUGAAACGACUUUAUUUAUUUGAAAUGUCAAUAUCGAAUAUUUCUUUUUCUUAGAAGAUUAAUAAAUAAUAUGAAUAAAAAUUGAAUUUAAAUUAUUCUUGUAUGUUACCUAAACAAAAAGUUUCAUGUAAAUUUGAUUGGAGGGAGGGAAAAAAUAAUGUAACCAUAUUCUUAUAUUUUACCUAAUAGUUUGCCGUUCCUGGCCCCUACUCCAGCGCUACUGAAUAUUCAGUUUUUUUAAGUUUUUUUUGUAAAUCCAAUUUUGGUGUAUUUUAUUCAACAUACAUAUGAUGUAUUAUAAACGAAUACAAAUUUAACAUAAUAAUUAUAAUAGUCAGCGACGAGUUCAUCUCCAUACCGAACUCCGAAUUGGGUCGAACCGCGAUUUCGGUAUACACCUAGCAAAUUAUUAAGAUUAUAAUAAUAAUAUAAUGCGGUUCACGCGGUUAGUUACUACUUAGGAGUACGUGGUUCUGCGUGCAUACGCCGUGUCGGAGUGGUAAUUUAUAGGUCAACUAUUAACAGUGUAAAUAAUAUAUAAAAAAAAAAAAACAAUAGUUUAAAAUAUAAAAUACACGGGUUUAAUAACUGUUGAAAUUUAUUUUUUGACGGAAGUAAAACAUAUAUACCUAUAGGUAGUAAAAUGACGAUAACACGAUCGCAUGCGCAUUGUGUAAUUAGGCAUAUAUAUUACAAUUAUAACAAUAAUAUUUAAAUACCUAUCGGCUUGUAACACGCAUAACUGCGCGAGUAAAUUAGCCGUUAGGUAUACAAGUGUCUGAUUACAAAACUAUAAGUCCCAAUAUAAGUACUCGUACAGUAUAUAUUAUUAUUAAAUAUUGACGUCAUGUGAAAUCGUGCAAGGGAUUCUAUUCAAUAAUCCAAGGGGAGAGAUAAGCAAUGUAUUAUUUUAGAUUAUAAGUGUAUUAAUAUUUUCUUCUCGGAAAAAAAAUUUUCGCCUAGUAAAAACUCGGCUAAUACAACUAACACCACUCCGUUCAGAACUAUCUUUUUUUUGGUUUACAAUGGUUUAUCGUUGCAUAAAGUAUACAAAAUAAAUUAUCCUGUAUAAUAUCCUACCUUCUUAAUUUUUUAUGUCAAUAUGCAAGUACGGAACAUUCAGAGAAUUACUCUGGACAGGUGGGUGCUAUACCACGGGUCAGGUCAUAAUAUAAUUUACUCGAGCGAGGAACAAUUAGAUAUUAUUGAGACCGGUAGUUAGUAUCCACUUGAAGAACGAACAAGUAGGUAGGUAUCUCCUUCCCUCGGAUCCCGAGGCUGGAAAAAAAACCAGCUGUAUGUAAACUGCGGCAAAAACACAUUUAACAUUAUACAAACUGCAGCAAUUUAUUUCAUUUACUUAUUAGGUAUACACCUAUAUACAUACCGAUAAGAUAAUCAUUGAUCGAUAACGUUUUUACGCUACCUUGUAACAUGUACGUAUUAUUAUGUAGGUUCCCUAUCGUCACAUAUAAAACCGAAUAAUGACUAACGAAGUAACGACACACAUUUUCAUUUUAUCGGUGCGCACAUAGUCAAUUGAGUUUUUUGAACAAAUGGGUGAAUAUAAAAAUAAAAAAACAAUUUUAAAAUUAUGAAAUAAAAAAAAACUUUAUCAUUUAACUAAUAUUAAAAACUGUUAUCAUAUAAUCCAAAAAAAAUAAAUUACAUAAUAUACUAAUUUAAUACAUUUUCGUUUAUCGUAUCGGUAUAUAUAAUAGUUAAUUAUAUAUAAACUUAUAUUUAUAUACUCAUAAUUAAUAAUAACUAAUAAGUAUAAAAAAUAAAUUGCCGCGGUUUGUAUAAUGUACCUUAUCGGUUUGGCCAUAGGUUGUAUAGAGUUAAAUUUGUUUUUGCCGCAGUUCACAUGUCGACUUGUACAAAAAAGGAAACUUGUACACAGUUUACUACUUCCCGGAAGAACCGCGAAAACACUGCAUCAGCCGGUUAUUAUUGCACGAGUUCAAGUAUAUAGGUACCUAAUAAUAUACCUGACCUGCAUAAUUCCGGUUUGUCUUUCGACACGUAGCACGAUCGAUACGAUCGUUGGCGUGUUGAGAUUAUUUAUACGAUUGAAUAACAGGGAUUAGGUUUUUUUUCUCGUCCGACGUUGUAUAUUUGUAUUCUCCUUUUUUAUUUAGAUACAAUGUAUUUCGUUGGUGUGGACGUCGGGACGGGAAGCGUUCGGGCGGCGUUGGUAGACGAUACGGGAAGAAUUUUAAAAAAAUCAACUAGUGACAUAAAAACGUGGAAUCCUGAACCAGAUUUCUAUCAACAAUCGUCCGAUGACAUAUGGCGAUGUUGCUGUAAAGUCAUACGGGUUAGAAGCGUAUUAAUAUUUUAAAUUACAUGAUAUAUAGAAAAAAACCGCAGUAGUAUAAGAGCUUAAAGAUUUGUUUUUAUUGUUAUUGUUUUUCCGUCGUUUACUCAGGAAGUCACCGGUGAUGUACCUUCGUCGGCAAUCGGAGGUGUUGGAUUCGACGGCACGUGUUCUCUGGUCGCUGUGGACGCAAACGGACUUCCGAUAUCGGUGAGCAAAAAUGGUAAGAAUAUUAUCAUCUGUUGUCGGUGACAUCUUUUUUUUAGGCGUCGACGUAUAAAGUAAUAAUAAUAUAUAAUAUAUAGAAGAACAAGAACAAAACAUAAUACUGUGGAUGGACCAUAGAGCUCAUAAAGAAACGGAAUUCAUUAAUUCUACAAACCACCGGGUUUUGAAGUUUGUGGGCGGUAAAAUAUCAUUGGAAAUGGAAACGCCCAAACUGCUUUGGUUGAAAAAUAACCUGCCAAAAGAAACGUUUUGGCACAGAGUCGGUCAGUUUUUCGACUUACCCGACUUCCUGACGUGGAGAGCCACGGGCUCCUCAAGCAGGUUAGUAUAAACCUGGUUAUGCAUAUACUGUAUAUCUAAAAUAAAAAUAUUAUAUUGUUUUAUGUUAUGAAUUUUAAUCUUAGAUCACUGAUCCACAUAAAAAAAAAUAAUGUAUCCUUAUAAAUCAUAAGAAUUGUAACAUACGACAUUUUAAAAAAAUCAUAAAAUAAAAUAUAGUUUUGGAUUUUGAACUCAGCGAGGGAUGUAUCGAUUUUAGUAUAAUGUACCUAUGUUUUUCGUUUUUAAUUUUUUUUUUUUUUUGUGUGUGUCUGUUAAGAAAUUUCUAGCAUAAAUAUUGCUUUGAUUGACAUCAAUUUAGCAUCUUUUCUGAAAACAAAUUUUAUCUAUAAUUGGUGCAUUGAAGAAAUUAUUUAUCGAUUUUCCUUGUAGUUUUCUUAAUAAUUGGAAAUAACUACUUCAUUAUUUUUGAUUUUGUUUAGAUUCUGAGCUAAGUAAAUUUCAUGAUUUUACAAUGAUGAUUUUUUUUUCUGUGAACAACUUUUCUGCCAGAAAUUUUGUUCUGAUUUACAAGUGUAACACAUUUACUAUAAAACUUAAGUAGUACUUUAAGAAGGUCAUGUUUUGAUUUUCUCAGUGGUUUUCAUAAUAAAUGGGAAAAAACGUAGGAAAAACGGGAAAAUGUACAAAAUGUAUUAUUUUAAAAUCGAUAAUAUUACAGCCUUUCCAGACAUAUGUAUAACCAAACUCCGCUCAGAAUCGUUUUUCAUUUAAAAUAAUUAAUCUAAUUAAUCAUUGUGAUAUACAUUAAAUUCCCCUCUACCUUUUCAACUUCGCACCUAUUACAGUAUCCUACUCAUUGUGCGAAGUAUGUCUAUUUGUUUUUGUUUUUUUGUUUUUUGUUUUUGUGUGAUUAAAAAUAAUUGUAUUUAGAGAUCUGGAAUUUUCACCGAAAACUUACAUUAGUCUUUUAUAGACGGGGUAAAAUUUUCAAAAUAUUCUCGCGAUUUUUGAGCUAUUUAUAAGCAUUUAAAAUUUUUAUUUGAUUUAAUGUGGAUAAAAUUGUUUUUUAUUUUGACAGGUCGCUUUGUACGGUUGACUGUAAAUGGACGUUCUGCAACAAGGGAAAUGUGACGGAUGGUUGGGAUAACACGUACUUCGAGGAAAUCGGCCUCGGUGACCUAAGUCGAAACGACUGGACCACAAUAGGUGAGUAAUAUAUUAUAAACUAUAGUAUAGGUAUUUAUUAUUACAUAGUGAUUGCAUGUCGAAAUAAGGUAUAUAGUAAUUUUUUUAAUAAAAAACUAAAUGUUUUCCUCCGAAGGCAACCAAAUUUUAGAACCCGGGCAGCCGUGUGGCACAGGGCUAACCGCCAGAGCGGCACAAGAGAUGGGACUGGCCGUCGGGACACCGGUGGGCACAGCUUUGAUAGAUGCGCACGCCGGAUGUUUGGGAAUGAUCGGAAUAGGUCUGAAAAACCCAGUAGACUUCAAAAACCGAUUAGGUGAGCUGGUUAAAUUCAUUCCUAAGUAUAAUAAGUUGUUAUAAGAUGUUUUAAUAUGAUAAAAAUAUAUCGACCAAAUUUUAACGAAUUUCAUAAAGAGGACAUUUCUUUAUGAAAUGUAAAAACCUGAUAAAAUUAAUUCAGACUAAUAAAAAGGUAGUAACAUUUAGAUAAUAGUAAACUAAGUUAAGUAAGUUAUUAUUACAUGUUUACAACGGAAAAAAAAAAUCAUUUUUCCAACUAAAAAUAUAUAAAUAUAUAAUUUUGUUAUCGGUUGCUGGAAUCCAAUUAUAAAUAUUACGAUUAUUCUUGUUGAUUAAAAUCAAUCAAUUUCACAUAAAACAAAUUCGGACAAAAAUCUAAAGGAAUUAAAACUACGAUUGUUCAUUCAACUCAGUGUUUCUUAACCCUUUUGAUAGUGUAGACAACUUUCGAAAAGUCACCGACCAACUUGAUUUGAGUGACGACUUUUUCGUUUUGAUUUAUGUAAACAAAAAUUAUUACUUUUAUUCGCGGAUUCACAUUUACUAUAGAUUACUAUUAUAAUUUAUAAUGUUAACUUAGUGCAAUUUUCGUGCUAGACUUUUCUCAUCGAGGUUUUAAAUGAUUCUAAGACGGAUAGUGUUGCUCAGAACUGUCGUUACUUGCAUCCAAUCCUAUUCCUCUGAUUAUUUUUUUGCCAUUAUGGAAAUACUCGAAAAUCCUUGCUCGCCCAAAUAUAUUGUAGAAAAUAUAAGAAGAUAUCGUAUAAAAGCUGAAAUAUUCCCCGGAAUUAAAUAUGUAAUAUUGCUUAAAGUGUGAUCUUUUACUUCACUGAAUUUGAUUUUUUUUUUCGUGUAAACAACAAAAAAAUUUUAAAAAAAUUCCCGUGGACCAAUAAUGACAGAUCCACACACCACCAAUUGGGAGAACUGAUUAAAUUUAACACUCUAACGGAGCAUAUACAUUUGCCUCUUCAUUUGCAAUCAAUAAUAAUUUAAUUUUAAUGAUUUAACUUGCGGAACGUUUAUUCAACCAAAAAACACAUUUCAUUUAUUUCCUAAUAUUUAAGUAGUUUGGGAUUUGUUUUUAUUUUAUAUUUGAAUGCAAUUCGUUUGUGCUCGUGGUGAUGAAUAAAUAAACAAUUUGUUUCGAAGAAAUCGCUUUUUUCUUAUAUAUAGGUACGUACCUAAUUUAUAGUAUGCUUGCUCGGCGAAGGACAUUUUAUUUUUAUUGUUCUGCUCAAAUUUCGUUUUUAUGGACGUUUUUUAUGUCAAUGAACUUAUGGUUCGGAGUAAUAGUUUAAUAUCGGAUAUCCGGAAUUGUGUAAAAAAAAGUUACGUAAAUACGUGAACAGAAUAUACGUUUUUUACCUAUCGGAUAUUUAAAUGAGAUUUGUUUUUUUUAAUGUAUAAAAUAAAUUGUGGAUAAUCGUAAAAUGAGUAUUAUAUUUAAUAAGAUGUGUAGGUACAAUGGAAAAACAAAACAAAAAGCAUCGAUGUGAUGGUAAGAAAUUUCCAAAAUUGAUCAUAUCUCGCUACAGAAUAAUAUUAUUAUUGUAAAUUUAUUGUAAAUAAGUUAUCUAAGAUAACAUAACCGACACGAACAUUCGAAUCGAAAAUGCACCGUGGUUCAGUUCAAAAGUGAAAUUCAGAACACUCUACAGAGUAUAGACGGUCAAACAGAGAGAUAAAACGUAAUAAUUUAUAAUAAUAGUUAUUCAGUUAAUGAUGGUAAUUUAUAACGUAAUAAUAUUAUAUUAGACUGUAGAACUAUAAUCGCAAAUAUUGCUGAUCUUAAACUCUUUUAAAUUAUAAUAUUGGUUAUACAGAGUGAUUUACUAAGCGUGCUUACCCCAUUUGUUUGGAUAAAUUGUUCAUGUAUUCAAAUUCUGAUUUUUGGAACUUUUAAUUGUAAUUAAAGCCAAUAUUUUCGAAUACUUAUUUUGCACAGAAUUUAAGGAGUAUUCUAUGGUGAUACCAAUUUUGAUUUUUCAAAUGAGAACUUAUAUUAAAAAUGUCAUCAUAAUUAAUAGGCGGAGUAUUACUUUAAAUAAAUUUCGGUGUCAACCUAACCUGACCUAACCUGCUGAGACCCGUAGCUUUUACAAAAUAGCCUUUUGUUUACGUUGUAAAGUAUUCAAAACAUUUUAACUAUUUUUAGAUUAUUCAUAGGUAUUUUCGUGAUUUUAUAUGACUUGAGAAAAAUGCUUGAAAAUUUAACACAAGGUACAAUGUUGUAUUUAGUGAUCUAAAAAACAAAUUUAAAAUUAAAUUGUUUUAAGAUCAAAUUUUGACGAAAAUUUCAAAAUAUGUUUUACUUCGCUUUGUUUCACAAUCGUUUUUUGUUAGCAUUAGUUUAUCGUUGCGUACAGAUAUAAAUUUAAUUAUUCUCUAUGUUCUACCUUCCCAACUUCCCACCUACAACAGUGGCUGCACCCGUCCCCAGUAUCAGCUAUUUUUUUUUAAAUUCUAACUAUUAUUAUUGUGUGUUAUAUAUAAUACAGUGAUGAUCGGAGGCACGUCCACAUGUCAUUUAUUACUCACUGACAGGAUGAUAUUCGCGGAAGGUAUCUGGGGACCUUACUUCGGGGCUGUGUUACCAGAUAUGUGGCUGUUGGAAGGAGGCCAGUCCGCCACGGGCAAGCUCAUUGACCACGUCAUUAGCACACACCCGGCCGCGGGAAAUCUGGACGUUCCGGACGGCUCGUGAGUAUCGUAUUUAUUUUUUUGUUCAUAAACCUUUUUAUUUGUUUGUACCUAUUGAAUAGGAGAGUGGAAGAAUUUCUCAAUGAGUUGCUUAAUAAAAUGGCCACGGACAGGGGACUGGAUUCAAUUGACAUGCUAACAGAAGAAUUUCACGUGUAUCCUGAUUUUCACGGAAAUCGAUCACCCGUGGCCGAUCCCACGCUUAGAGGAUCGGUAAUACGCAAUGGCUACGUUUUAUUAGUCGGCGGAUAAACUAUUAUAAUAUUAAAAAUAUAUCAUUACAAAUUUCAAAAUAUAACACAACUAGUAAUGGGUACCUAUACAAAAAACAGUUGGACUAGUUUAAACAAAGUUUAGUGGAAGGCACGGGCACCCAUAAAAUCAUUUUCAGGGGAGAAACAAAUUGGAACUUGUUUCCAAACACAUAUUUAAAGACUAUUGUUUACAUUAAUUUAAUAGAUUAAUAUAGAAACACCAGACCUGUAAGAAAUUGUAUAGAGUUACUGUAUAAUAGGUCCAUUGGGAGAGUGUCAAUUGGUAUCCAUGGUAAAAAGACCAGAUUGAUAAGGAGGUGGCUGGCAAAAAAAAUUAUUUCCAAUUUUCCUAAUUUUAAUACAAUAAUGAUAAAUAAAUAUAUAUAUUUAUUUAUAUUGAUAUUGCAGGUCAUUCCAUUUUGUUUUCUAUAUUUUACAAUUUGGCUGAUACGGGUAGUUUAAGUUUAUAUAGUUUUGCCUUCAUUCUCUAUAAUCCCUCUCCGAUGUGGAUACUUAUUUUUCUAGUUUUUCACUUGAAAUCAAUAAACUUAUAGGUUUUAUAUUGUAUAAUAUGUGCAGGUAUUUUUCAGAUGGUCGGGUUAACGCUAUCCGCUGACCGAGAGAACUUGGCACUGAUCUAUUUGGCCACUAUACAAGCCUUGUGUGUAAGUACUUUUCCUCCUCAAUAAAUUCAAAUAGAAUAAAAAAAAAAAAGUUUAAAUACCACAAAAUAUGCAAAAUAUGUCUUCUUUAAUUCAGUCUUGUUUUGAGUUACAUGCGAGUAACAUAUAAUAGAAAUUCAUUAGAUACCUACAGCACCAUUAGUAAUAUAGACAAUAUAAGUAUGCUUAAUAUUUAUACUAUAUUUUACAGAACCUAUUGGACCUAUAGGUUUCAUUGAUAGGGCAAAUAAACUUGUAGAAUUGAAAAAUAUUGAACCUCCUAUGUAUAUUCAUUGUAUUAUUCAUCAGCAAGCUCUUAAUGGAAAAGUUAUAGGUCUCGAAAAUGUUAUGUCUGUUGUAAUAAAAGCUGUUAAUUUUUUAAAAUCUUAUGGCCUUACUCAUAGACAAUUUCAGAGUUUUCUUUUUGAAAUAGAAGCAGAGUACAGUGAUGAGGCAUACCAUAAUCAUGUUCGAUGGUUAAGUCGAGGAAAGGUUUUGAAAAAAAUGUUUAAUCAACGAGAGGAAAUUAAAAUGUUCAUGAUUAACAAGGGGAAAAAAAUUUUGAACUUAAAGAUGAUAAUUGACUGUGGAAUUUAACAUUUCUUAUAGAUAUAAUAACACAUUUAAAAUUACAAAGACCUGGAAAACUCAUAUUUGACAUACAUAAUUCUUUUAAAGCAUUUGAUGCAAAAUUAAAAUUAUUUAAUAAUCAAAUUUAGCGAAGUGACUUCAAUUAUUUUGAAAGCUGCCAAAUAUUUAAAAAUAAAACAAAAUCGUUUUGUUCAACAAAUCGAUUUAUAGAAAUGUUAAACAAAUUGCAAACCGAUUUUUCAUCUCGAUUUUCAGACGUUAAACUACAGGAAAAAUCGUUGCGUUUAUUUGAAAAUCCACUUAAUAUUGAUGAAAAUUAUGUUGCUAAUUCUCUUCAACUUGAACUUAUUAAAACAAAUUAAUUUUACUGUGAUGAAUUUCAUAAAAUGAAAAAACGAUAUUUUAAAAUUGUAUUCUCAACUUUCACACGAAGAUUUUCUUACUUUAAGAAACGUUAUGAUGAAAAUGGCAACUGUAUAUGGCUUGAUGUAUUUAUGUGAACAAUAGAUUAUACUAUAACCUAAUCCCUUUAACAUUUUUUAACGACAUUUUUUCGAUUUCAUUUUUAUUGUCUAUACAAUUGCAAAAAAUAUUAUUUUAAAAAUAAGCAAACUAAAAUGAUUGAUGUUUUAUAUUAAUAUGAUUGAUAUUAUUUUUAAUUGUGCAUAUUUUUCUAUUCGAUUUCAAAUAAUUUGUUCUAAUAAACGUAAUAACUUAUGCAACUACAUAUCAAUUAUUAUAGAUCCAUUCCCUUAUUUAUUAUUACUAUUCCAAUAAUACUAUUAUGUACCUAAACUAUACUAUGAUUUAGGAAUGUAUAGACGAGUCUUUUUCUUCAUAGAUAGAUGUUAGAAAAAUGACACAUUACAAAUAAUUGACUUCAAUAUUAUUAGCCUAUACAUAUGUGUCGCAUGCAUACAUACAAAAUUCGAUUUUAAAUUGAUAAUAUUGUUUUUUAUUAUAAUAUAAAUUCUUAAAAUUUUAACCGCCAUCAAAGUGUUUUUUGUUUAGACUGAAUAAAAUCGAUCGAAAAUUAAACGACCAAUAGUAACAUUAUACUAAACAAAAAAAAUUAGAACUGUUAGAUCCGAUAAAUUAUCAAAAUAUCUGGGGAGGCGAGAGAAUGGCGAGAGUUUUUCUCGGGAGGUUAACUCCCCUCAGCUAAGUCUCUUUUAUCCCCCUUCCAAAACCCCUAUGAAACCACGUGCACACGACACUGCGUCUUAUUUAUCGGUACCGCGUUUCAGUACGGUACCAAACACAUUAUAGAGUCCGUGGAAAAGUGCGACUCCGUGGAGGUGCGGGAAAUCUUGAUGUGCGGCGGGCUCAGUCGUAACCCGAUAUUCGUGCGGACACAGGCCAAUGUCGCGGGCCUUCCGGUGCGCUCGUCCACCGGCGAAGACCCGGUGCUGGUCGGCGCGGCCAUGUUGGCCGCGGCCGCCGGACGCCGUCAAAAGCUUAACGAAGCCGCUAUCACGAUGGCCGGCGAUUCGCGCACAGUACAACCGUCGCAGCGUCUCAACACGUACGUAUACUAAAAGGCUCAGUCAGAUCAGAGCGGUAAUAACGGUAACUGCAGUGGCAGCGAAAACUCGUGGUCGGGUUCACACUAGGAUACUAGAUAGUACUCGCCACUCGGCCGUGUUACCAAAGCAAGUUGCUAAUUUGUUCCCGUUUAUUGUGUCGUUAAUUUUGUUCAAUGCGGCGAUUUUCGUUGAGCCACUAGAAAACGGUUCUGUUCUCACGGCUGAGUUUGACAUGAUAUUAUACGUCUUGUUCUCGUAUACCUAGUAAACCGACGAAGGCAUCACUGGCGUUGCAGAUUAGUAAAAUCUCGAUCAUAAUAUCUUAUCAAUGAAUUACCACUGUCAGUGGCAUAUCCGGGAUAAGGAGCUUGAGCAAUGGAGGGGCCCUCCCAUUAGUCGUGUUAAAUACAAAACAAAUAAUAAAAAAAAACUAUUUUGCAUUCAAAAAUUAUCUAUAGAAUCACGUUCGAUUUAUGUUGGCUUUUUAUAAAAAUCUACAAAUCGUCGAAGACUAAAUAGUUGUGCGAUAAAACGCUUGUGAUAUGCGCCCGCCCUUAAGACCAAACUGCAAUCUCGAUCCAUUUCCUUGUCUAAAUUCGUUUUUAUUCUUUUCGUUUUAUCUUUUAUUGAGUCACUUAUAAUUCUUCAAUGAUUAUCAAAGGGCAGUUUUUGAAUAAAAGUGUUCUAAAGACCAAACAGAAAUAGUUGGAAAUUUAAGAGGGAUUAUUAUAAGUCAUACUUUGAUUUUAAAAAAAAAUUAAUGUAUUGUAGAAUGUUCGUGUUAGCAAUGAUUAAUUGUAGCAUACAGGUGUACAUUAAUUUCCCCUUUGAAUCCGGGAGAUGGUAAUUUAAAAAUACAUAAAUAUAACGUAUUUUGCGUCACAUCUAAAAAUUAAUUUUGGCGAUUUGCGCCAGUACAGGAAACGAAUAGAAUAUGUAAUCUGCACCACAGAUUAACUGGGAUUUCAACUUAAAUUGUUGGAAUUUACCAGAUGAUAAUAAUUUACUGAUAUUGCAUCCAUAUUAUAUAUUGUUGUAUUCUACUAAUAAUAAAUAGAGACGAAAUCGAUUACGUCUAAUCUAAUACAAAUUAUACAUAAAGUAUGUAUACUUAUAUACAUUUAAUUAUAAUGAUAAUAUUACUGACUUUUCUUAUGUUUUAUUACUAACCGAAAUUGUAUUAGCUAUUUAAUAUACAUAAAGUACUAACUAUUAAAAUGAACUUGAUUGAUUAAUGAUUAAAAAUACAAUAUGUUAAUCUGGUUAAAAAAAAUUGUUUAGUUAUCUUAAAGUGGCGCGAAUUACAAUCUUAAGAAGGUGAACAAUGGCGCAAAUUUCAAUUUGUGUGGGUACAAGAUGGUGCAGAUUACAUAAAGUCCUUUCAUUUAAUUUUAUGUGGCACAAAUCGCAACCUUAAAAAAUGAUGCGAAUUACUAAAAUUAAUUUUUAAAUAUGUCACAAAUUACAUACAUAUAUUUUUUUGGGGGUUAUUUUUCACACAAAUUAGUUAAGCUUGUUUGGUAAUUUAAAAUUUCCCUACCCUUGGAGUAAUUUUGUCAAAAACUAAAAACAGGGUCUUCUAUUUUUUUUUUUUUUUUUGGGAACAAGGGGUGGGUUGCCGCCCACUGCAUAUACAUAUUUUUUAAUUUAAUAACAUAUAAUAACAACAAAUAAUUUUAAAAAAAAUCUUGUAAUUUCAGUUCUAUUUUAAUAGCCCAAGAAAAAAAAAACAAUUAUAAUUAAUACCUAUGAAAAUAAAAUACACAACAAAUUUUAGUAUAUUUUACAGCAUUGUACAUUUAAUUUGUAUAAUACAUACGAGACACGUUAAGAGAUGACUCAUUAUUUUUACUAUUUGCUAUUUAAUAAACAUAUUAUACAGUAUUUUAAUUACUAGAAAAUAACUGUCCUAAAGAAAACAAACAUUUAUAAGUUUACAGACAAAAUAUUAUAAUAAAUACUGUAUAGCGGGUGUAAAUAAAUCACAAGCUUGAGAAAUAGUAAAAGUGUAUGGUUUUAAUAUUUUAAUAUUCUUGAAUUUGUUUCUAAAACAAAAAUGUUUGUUUUAAAAUAAAUACUGCAAGAAGAAAACAUAAUAUUUUUAACACAAACAAACCUAUCCUUAAAUUUCAGAACUACAUAAUAAGAAACAUUAUUUUUACAGGUAUCACAACAAAAAAUACAUGGUUUACUUGGAAAUGCUAAAGAAUCAGCAAAUGUACAGGGAAAUAAUGUCGAAAAAUUCAUGAGAACAAAGUAUAUUUUCUUCAGUAAAGUACAAUGUAUAUUAAAAUAAUAAAUUUUUGUAUAUAAAUCAUACAUUAGUUUCAAAAAUGUUUGAACAAAUAAAAUAAAACAAAAUUAUUGUUAUAAUAAAACCUCGAAUAAAAUACAAGAUAAAUAAAUAUUUGUACUGUGGUUUUAUAAUUUACAUCUACCAAUAUUAUAGUCAUGAAUCAUGAAUAAGAGGUAUUUUACAUACUGUUAAUGUUAUUUUACAUCAUACAUUAUGUUAACUUAAUAAACUUAAAAAAAAAAAUAGUUAAUAAUCUAAAAAAAGUUAUAACACUAUUAACUCCUUGUAAAUUAACAUUUAUAAUUCUUUGUAGGUUUUUUCGCCAGUCUCUUGGAACGUCUAACUGUGGAAUCUACAUGUUCAACAAUUGCAGAUUUUACAGUUGCAGAAAUCUUUUCCUUGGACUUUGUUUUCUCAAUGUUUGUAUGAUUAUUAAUCUUAUUUGUCGUAUCACUAGUAUUUUUCUGAGUUUUGACAGCCAGGUCUUUUUGGUUUAAUUUAGAUACUUUUACUGUAUACGGAGUGACAACUCUAUUCUGGACACUUUUCUUAUGGCUUACAUUAUGGUCUACAAUUUAAUUGGAAAAUAAUUUUUCAGACAUUAUUAUUAUAAUAUUAUUUGUACAACUUACCAUUGUUUGAGUUUUUUGGUGUGAUAAAUCCAUUAUUGGAUGUAUUUUCAGGAGUUUUAAAAUGUAUAUUUUUACGCUUUAAGGGUUUUUGUAUUAUAGGAUCUUUAAGUGCAGGUUUUAAUGGGGAGGCUUGCUGAUCACCAAGAACUAAUGGUGUCAUUCCCGACCUACGAGCAACAUAUGAUAAUUCCAUGGUCUUCAAUAGCAUAGGAGUAAAACGAACAGGUUUUUUAUUUGAAGAAGUUGGUGUACUAGAAAUAACUAA
Messenger RNA from Cinara cedri, 68609 nucleotides. The record is from the annotation of a GenBank genome assembly. Lineage: Eukaryota; Metazoa; Arthropoda; Insecta; Hemiptera; Aphididae.